AAGAAAGUGGGGGUGUUGCUUUGUGUCUCUGCUGCAAGGGCUGCAUCGCUGCCCCCUCCUGGGAUCUGGUGAGUCUCCUCUCUCUCCCCCAAGAGGGUGCAGUGGGGAGACGGGGGCGGGCAGGGCUGCAGCAGGGGAGGGGGCCUGGGGCGCCUGAUCUGCUCCUGCAGGGGGGGGGACCCCAAGUCAGGGAGGAUAGGGUCCUGCCAGGGAGGGGCCAGGUCUGCCACGCUCUCCUUCCUGGAGAUCAGAGGAUCCCAAACUCAUUUGGCCUUUCAGAAGAAAAUGACUCUCACGAAAUCUCCCUCUUUUAAAAAAAGGAGUCCCUGGGAUUUAACUCUGUGUGACGUCGCUCAGCGUCAUUGCACAACAGAGGAAACAUGUGCAAAUGGUUUUCCAAAGCUGGACGAGGAGCUGGACUAGCCCCCCCCCAAAAAAAAACCCCACAGGGAGGAAGGAAGUUAAGGUGGGAGAGAAAGGCCAGGAAUAAAGAGAGGCAGCCCAGCCCAUAGUCUGACUGCUGCAUCGCAGACCAGUUUCCCAGUGUCUCCCAGGGCAGCUCCCCACGGAGGCCACUGCAGCAAUCCCCUCGCACCCAGAGCAGGGCAUCCCAGGACCACAUCCUCUCUCUGUCCCAAAGGGAUUGUAGCUGGAAAAGCAGCCGGAAAUGGGCGCUGCUACUCACUGAGCCUCCAGGGACCUUCGCAUCAAUGGCUGUGUGUGUGUUAAGCUGUAUAACAGAAUAAUAGUAAUAAAUUGCCCACCUGAAUUUCAAGUGAGAUGUAUUUGGCCCCGUCCACUUGGCUCUCUGGGGUUUUCCAGAUACAUACCUGGCCCUAAGAGCAAAGAAAAAGGGACCCCACCCCAGGAGUCUGUCUGAGAGGCAGCAGAGGGGCAGAGUCUGAGAGGGGCAGAGAGUCCAAGUGCAAGAAAAAGAGACAGAAGCAGGGGAGUGGGGUGGGGGCAACAACUCCAGAGGACCCCCACUAGAGCCAAACAUCCAUUUAUCACGAGAUACAAAUGACUCCUUUGUCAUUCGGUUCUGACUUCAUGCAUUGACUGGAAGGAAGAAGAAACCAGGUUGAUUAAUCUCGCAGAAAUCCCUUCAGUUGCCUCCACAUUUUGCAUUGCUAGAAGGCUAGGGACUUAUUUCUUCUCCUCUUCCUCCUCCUUUUCAAAAAGAUAGCUCAUGGUCUGGGAUCCGGUGCAGUCCAGCCCUGGUUUCCAGCAAGACUCAGGGAACCAUCCCCCCCCCCCUACAAAUUCUGUAACAGAACAAUGUAUUUGCUUUGUAGGAUUUGCUAGAGCUUCUCAUUUAGACGGACAGAACUUGGCAGAAGACCAAAGGGUUCCUUCCGAUCUCUCAGAGGCUUCCUGAGAGCACAGAUGGAUGAGCAAGACUCAGCUGGCCCUGGAACAGAAAGAGGCCAUGCCAACCAAACUGGGAGCAGUGGGGGGUUCUGGGAAAACUCUGUGCAGAAGAUCCAUGGUGAGGUGGACACCCUCCGCUCAGAGGUGCAGAGCCAGCAGGUGAGGCAGUUCUGCUGCCAGGAGGCCAAAGGACCCCGAGAGGUUUGCAGCCGACUCUACCACCUUGACCAUCAGUGGCUGAAGCCAGAAAGGCACACGAAGCUGAGAUGCUGGACCUGGUGAUCUUGGAGCAGUUCCUGGCUGUCCUUCCCCCGGAGAUGGAGAGCUGGGUGAGGGACUGUGGAGCGGAGACCAGUUCCCAGGCGGUGGCCCUGGCCGAAGGUUUCCUCCUGAGUCAGGCAGAGGAGAGAAAGCAGGCAGAGAGAAAGCAGGUGAGAGAGACGUUGCUCUGGAUACUCCCAAGGGGCUCCAAACAGGACAGAGAACAUCCCAUAAUGGUCUGCUGAUGGCCCAUCCUUUUUCUGGGAAAGCAUCCAUGGAAUGAGAUCUCGUACCCUUCAAGUCUUUGCCAUUCUCUUUCUAGUAUUUCUCCCCAUUCUCUGUUUUGAAUCCUUGUUUCUUUCUCAGGGAAAGGAUCUCUUUGCAGAAAUGGACCUGGAUUCCUGUGAGGCAGAGAGGCCUCCGUUGGACACCAGAGAGAGGCCACUGGGUAAGGAGGAAGGUGGUUUUUCCCCAUUUGGUCCCAUUCUGUUGGUUUUCCAACUCAUCUGAGGAUUCCUUUCAUCUUGUUUUGGGGAUAGAUGGUUGGGAAGAAGGAUCCAGAGGAGGGGAGAUGUAUUUCUGCACAAACAAACAUAUGAAAUGGGUACAAAUGUCCAAAUACUCUCAGUAGGUAAGUCCUUCUCAAAGGCCCAUCUGUAGUUAGAGAUGCCCUGUUUCACCUGUGAGAGAAGCCGGCACUCCUGGCAUCCUGCUUACCUUUUUUCUCUUGCAGGUGGCAGAAGGAUGCCGGCAAGACCUCCUGAUCCGCCUUUUCAUGGGGGCAGAAGGGAAGCAGCGGCUGUGGAACCAGAUCAGGUCAGGGGAAGCUGCCUUGUGGGGACAGAGGCCGAGGGAUGGAGCAAUGUCAUGGACUGGUUGGGCACAGAGGAGUGGUGAGAGGAUGCAGCCUGGGAACCAGGAAGGGAAGAUGGCUGAGAGCCGAAGGAGUGGAGGUGGAGGAAGUAUGAGCGGUCAGAGGAGGAAGAGGGAAAAGACUGGGAAGAGGAGGUGUCAGAAGCUGAAGGGGUUACAGGGCUUAGUGAGCUGGGAGACUCUGUGGCAGAAUGCAGUGCAGAAUCAGAGGCAGAAGAGGAAGGAGGCGAUUGGGAGAGGAAGGUCGAGAGGCUGAGGUGAGUCAGGAUAAGGAGGAGCCACCGAUGGCUCCCUCUCCUUCUGCCAGAAGCCACCCUCCCUGCUUGUCUCUCAGAGCCAGGAGAUGAAAAUAGGCUUAUUUUAAUUAAUCACUGAAUGCUAAAACUGUUUUCUAAGCAGUGGACAAACGAGAACAAAUAGUGGCCUGGGUUCACCUAACCAGCCCCAUAAGAUGAAAAAUGGGGCCUGCCCCCCAUUCCUUCCCUUCCCCCUCUCCAUGCCCCCCUGAACCCCUUGAAUUUGGCUCUAGGGCAUUGGGAGGGAACCUUCCCAGAAGAGCUCACAAGGAGAGGAGAAAGUGGAUCCGUCCAUUGAGGAAACUUGAAUGUUUGGGUAGGCAGAAUGACUUGGAAAACACAAGGUGGAGUACCACCUAUUUGCACAAAGACAAAUACCCAUAAUUAAAACACAGAAUAAAAUAAGCACCCAUAAUUAAAAUGUGCAGCAAAGCAAUCCUAUUGAAACAACACUGCAAUUAACAGGAAGGAAACCACAGAGCAUUGUGGAGCAGAUCAUAUUUCUGCUGUCUCAGAGGAGGACAUUUCCCUUUUUCUUUUAGGGUCCAGUGUGCUUUGAAGAUGUCGCUAUUCAUUUCACGGACGAGGAGUGGGCGUUGCUGGAUCCUGACCAGAGAGCUCUGCAUAAGGACGUCAUGGAGGAGAAUUGUGGGAUCGUGGCCUCUCUUGGUAAGGCUCCGUGUGGGAUUGUCAUAUCUGCCUGGAAAUUAAAAAAAUACCUCUAUGGACCAACCUCAUAUAUUUUCACAGAGCUCAAUAGUGGCCUCUAUAACACCUGGGAACCUAACACCCCCACAAUAAAAAGUAACUUACAGUUUUUUCUUUGAACAAUCUUCCUCAAAUUAUUCCUUUUUCUACCACGAUUGGGCUGCUUUCAACUGCCCAGGCCAUCUUAAAUGUCAGCUUCAGAAUUGUUAGGAAAGAGAAGUAGCUUCAGGUUUUCCGCUUUUGUUUUUGCUGCUGUCAGUCUUGGGUUGACCAAAGAGACGACUGACAUUGGAGAUGGAGGGGAUGCCAUGACUGGGCCAAACAAAAUCCAUGCCAGAGAAGAGCUAGACUUAUUGAAUUUCAGGUAGAAGUAGCGGUGGUGGUGGUGGUGGUGAUGAUAAUAAUAAUAAUAAUAAUAAUAAUAAUAAUAAUUUAUUAUUUAUACCCCGCCCAUCUGGCUGAGUUUCCCCAGCCACCCUGGGCGGCUUCCAUAGAAACCAAAAAUACUCUAAAAUAUCACACAUUAAAAACUUCCCUGAACAGGGCUGCCUUAAGAUGUCUUCUGAAUGUCAGGUAAUUGUUUAUCUCUUUGACAUCUGAUGGGAGGGCGUUCCACAGGGCGGGCGCCACUACCAAGAAGGCCCUCUGUUUGGUUCCCUGUAGCCUCACUUCUCGCAAUGAGGGAACCGCCAGAAGGCCCUCGCCGCUGGAUCUCAGUGUCCGGGCUGAACGAUGGGGGUGGAGACGCUCCUUCAGGUAUACUGGACCGAGGCCAUUUAGGGCUUUAAAGAUCAGCACCAACACUUUGAAUCGUGCUCGGAAACAUACUGGGAGCCAAUGCAGAUCUCUCAGAACCAGUGUUAUGUGGUCCCGGCGGCCACUCCCAGUCACCAGUCUAGCUGCCGCAUUCUGGAUUAAUUGCAGUUUCCGGGUCACCUUCAAAGGUAGCCCCACGUAGAGCGCGUUGCAGUAGUCCAAGCGUGAGAUAACUAGAGCAUGCACCACUCUGGCGAGACAGUUCGCGGGCAGGUAGGGUCUUAGCCUGCGUACCAGGUGGAACUGGUAGACAGCUGCCCUGGACACAGAGUUAACCUGCGUUCCAUGGACAGCUGUGAGUCCAAAAUGACUCCCAGGCUGCGCACCUGGUCCUUCAGGGGCACAGUUACACCAUUCAAGACCAGGGAAUCCCCCACACCAACCCGCUCCCUGUCCCCCAAAAACAGUACUUCUGUCUUGUCAGGAUUCAACCUCAAUCUGUUAGCCGCCAUCCAUCCUCCAACCGCCUCCAGGCACUCACACAGGACCUUCACCGCCUUCACUGGUUCUGAUUUAAAGGAGAGGUAGAGCUGGGUGUCAUCUGCACACUGAUGAACACCCAGCCCAAACCCCCUGAUGAUCUCUCCCAGCGGCUUCAUAUAGAUAUUAAAAAGCAUGGGGAGAGGACGGAACCCUGAGGCACCCCACAAGUGAGAGCCCAGGGGUCUGAACACUCAUCCCCCACCACCACUUUCUGGACACGGCCCAGGAGGAAGGAGCGGAACCACUGUAUGACAGUGCCCCCAGCUCCCAGCCCCUCUAGACGGUCCAGAAGGAUGUUAUGGUCGAUGGUGUCAAAGGCCGCUGAGAGAUCCAGCAGAACUAGGAAACAGCUCUCACCUUUGUCCCUAGCCCGCCGGAGAUCAUCGACCAGCACGACCAAGGCGGUUUCAGUCCCAUGGUGAGGCCUGAAUCCCGAUUAGAAGGGAUCCAAAUGGUCCGCUUCCUCCAGGCAUGCUUAGAGUUGUUCAGCAACCACCCACUCAAUCACCUUGCCCAAGAAUGGUAGAUUUGAGACUGGGCGAUAGUUGGCCAAAUUGGCCGGGUCUAAAAAUGUUUUUUUAAGAAGCGGUUUAAUGACCGCCUCUUUCAGCGGGUCUGGGAAGGCUCCCUCACAGAGGGAAGCAUUCACCACCCCGCAGAGCCCAUCGCCCAGCCCUUCCCGACUAGCUUUUAUACGCCAGGAUGGGCAAGGAUCAAGGAGACAGGUGGUCGGUUUCACCUGUCCAAGCAGCCUGUCCACAUCCUCGGAGGUAACAGAUUGGAAAUCAUCCCAUGUAACAGGACCAGACAGAUCUCUAGCACUCUCCCGCCCUGGCCCUGCUCCCACGGUGGAGUCUACCUCCUUCUGAAUCUGAGCGACUUUAUCUGCAAAAAACUUUGCAAAAGCAUUGCAGGAGAUCUUGGGGUCCCUACCAGGCCCCGGUGGUGCAGGUGGUUCCGAUAGAUUCCGAACCACCUGAAAAAGUUUCCUGCUGUUUUCUGCAGAUGCAAUGGAGGCGGCGAAGAAGACCCUCUUCGCCGUCGCCAUUGCCACUUGGUAGGCUCGGUGUUUAGCUCUAGCCCGUGCCCGGUCUGAUUCAGAAUGAGUUUUCCGCCACCGGCGCUCUAGCCAUCUCAUCGAUUGUUUCAUCACCCUCAGCUCCGGGGAAAACCACGGGGCUGUCCAGGGUCCAUGCAAUCGGAGAGGGCGCUUCGGAGCCAGACAGUCCAUAGCCCUGGUUAACUCCACAUUCCAGCGGGCCACCAGGGAAUCAGCUGAAAGGCCAUCAACUUGGGAUAAAACAUCCCCUACCACUCUCUGGACGCCAAUUGGAUCCAUUCAGUGGCGGGGGCGGACCAUCCGAAUCGGUCCCACCUCCCUGCAGAGGGGAAGGGUUGCGGAGAAGUCCAGUUGCACCAGGAAGUGAUCUGACCAUGGCACUUCUUUUGUUUCACUUUUAGUUAAUGUCAGAUCACCAACAUCCAUAGAGGUGAACACCGAGUCUAAGGCAUGUCCGCGGCUAUGAGUUGGGCCAAACUUAUUCAGGGACAGCCCCAUGGAGGCCAUGCUUUCCACGAAGUCCCGAGUGGCCCCUUGUAAGGUUGUGUCGGCAUGGAUGUUAAAAUCCCCCAGGACAACCAAGCUAGGUUUCUCCAGGAGAACAUCCGCCACGACCUGAAGCAGCUCGGGCAGGGAAUCCUUGGUGCAGCGGGGAGGUCGGUACACCAGUAGGAAUCCUGUACUGCCCCUAUUGCCCAACUUCCAGAACAUGCACUCAGAAAACUGGGUCUUCCCAAUAGGACGCCUGGUGCAGACUAAUGACUUACUAAAAAUCACUGCAACCCCCCCCCCCCGCCCACAUGACCUGGGUUGCUGUGCGUAAGAGACGCCUGGUGGGCAAGCAGCGGCAAGGACAGGCCCAUCUGCUUCAUCCAACCAGGUCUCUGUCACACAUGCCAGGUCAAAUCCUCCAUCCACAAUCAGGUCGUGGAUGGCAGUGGUUUUAUUCAUCAUUGACCUGGCAUUGCACAGCAACACUUUCAGGUCAUGUGGGUUUCCCCUGUUGAUUCCAGUAUCCAUCCGGUCAAGGCCAGACCUGGAGGCAGGGAUAGUCCUCAGACAACGACUAAACCUGCCUCCUCGGUAAUGACAUGGUCUGGUCUUAGCAUAACUCCUCCUCCUGCCCGUGAUCACUGAGAUCGGGUGUCCCAAUACAUCCCCCCCCAUGGAACCUGCCCCAGCCAAUCUAUUGGCUGAGGCCCACUCCCAGGCAGCCAUGACCCUUCCCCUUAAAAAGCAAAAUACAAACUAUGUAAUAACUUAACAGAAUAAUAAUAAUAAUAAUUAAAAAAAAAAAAAACCAAAGCAAGAAACAAUAGCGCUCAAAUUAAACUACUCCCCACCCUAACUAAAUGCUUAUCCUACCCCAAGCAAAAAUAAAAUAAUGAAAUAAUAUAAUAUAAUAAAAAGCAACAACCACCAUUUAAAGUGCUGUAAAUUAAAAGCGCUUAAAACAUUUAAAACCACUUUGUCCCUUGCUGCAGGUAGCUGCUCAGGCCUCUAAACUGUAGUGGUAAGUGCAGGCCCCGCCCCCUAGGCCAGAUGGAGUUGGCAGGAGAGGGAGCUGUCCUCCCAACACCCACGCGAGCAGCAGCAGCAGUGUCCCGGAGGCCUUGAUGGAGGCCCUCAAGCUGUGGCGGUGAGUGCAGGUCCCGCCCCCUAGGCCAGAUGGAGUUGGCAGGAGAGGGAGCGGUCUUCCCAGCACUCACACAAGCAGCAACAGCAGUAGUCACAAUGAUGAUGAUGAUGAUACAGUGGUACCUCGGUUUACAAACUUAAUCUUUUCCAGAAGAGGACUGUUCUUAAAUCAAGGUACCACUGUAGUAAUAAUAAUAAUUUUUAUUUAUACCCUGCCCAUCUGGCUGAGUUGCCCCAGCUACUCUGGGCGGCUUCCAACACACAUAUAAUCAUGAAACAUAAAUAGUAAUAAUCUGAUCCCAUAUAUAAAGAACAUUAACUUUAAAAUGAACAACUUCUACUAGUGGCCAAAAUUGUGGAAACCUAUUUUGAAAGGUGUAUUUCUGAGGUUUGGUGGCUCAUAACACCACUUUUGUGUGGAGUAAUACCAUAAAAUUAUAUAGCAAUGGAAAGAUAAUUUAAUGAAGAAAGUAAUGCAACGACUUUUAUGAAGGAGUAUUUAUUGGAACAGCAGUCAUAAAGAAGAAACGUGAAACCUUUGGUAACCAUUGGUAACCUUUAGCUUUAAUUACGGCCUUACAACGCCUUCACUUGAAGUGAACCAAGUCUUUAGUUCUGCAGCUGUAAUAAUGGGAAACCAAGACUGAAUUAUUGCCUCUGUUAAUAGAGCUCUAUUGCUGGGUUGCUUCAGUAUAACAAGUUUCUUUAGUCGGCUCCAUAGAUUUCUGAUUGGGUUAAAGUGUGGGCUAUUCCCAGGCCAUUCCAGCAGUGAAAUAUCAUUAUCUUGAAAGCACCUUUUGCACACAGCAGCAACACGACAUAGAGCUGAAUCCUGUUGAAAUAGAAUAUAUUAUAUAUAUAUAUAUAUAUAUAUAUAUAUAUAUAUAUAUAAAUGCUUCAGUAUCUGGGAAAAGAUCACCUGCGGAACACUUCAGUUUGGGCUCAAGUAUUUCGUUUAUGCAUUUUUCCGCAUUUAUAUUCCCAUUAAUGACGCAAAUUCUGCCCACACCUUUUGCUGCCAUACAACCCCAGAUCAUCACAGUCUGGGUGUUUCACGGUUGGUGUAAUGCAAGUAGGAUGUAAAUCUUCUCUGAUUCUUCUCCUCGCGUAUUUCAUGCCAUCACUACCAAGCAAGGAGAUUUGGGUUUCAUCGCUCCAAAUAACACUGUCCCAUUAUUCCGCUGUACUGUUAACAUGGGUUUCAUCUUUUCAACCUUUGUUGGAGAGAUAACAAUGGUUUUUUCCUUAGAAUUCUAACAUUUAGACCAGACUUGCACUCAACUUCCCAUUACAUUGCACCAUAUCGUCUUGUAUACACCCAGAUGAUUUUCUUCUGUCAUGUAGGCACAGUCUCUCCAUUCUUCAAUUGCCAGCUUUGGUUUAGUUUUUCCCAAUUUUUCAUCUAACUUCUUCAUAACUGUAGCCUUGUUCACUUAAUAGUACAAUUUUACAUCACUUUCUCGGUGACCAGUCAACUCUUUGUACCAUUUCUUUAAUUUGAUUAUGUUUUUCAACCUCACUAAAUGACCAACUUGAUAGCAAUCACAUAACACACUGACAAAAGUCAACCUAAGCAAGUUGUGCUUCUUUUUUCUGGUUAUUUGGCUAUAAGGUUUGAUAGAAUAUGAACAAACUUUGUUUGAUUGCAUUGUUGAUUGCAUUCUUGAUCAAAUUAUCUUUCCAUUGAUAUAUAAAUUUAUAAUAUCACUCCAAAAGAAGAACUACACUUUUUUCCAAAAGUCUUCCACGAUUUUGACCACUACUUUAUAUCAAACAAAGCAACAUUCAACAACACAUCAGAAUCUCAUAAUAAAUAUGUUGGUUAAUGACAAACAAUACAGGUAAUGAACACACACCCAACUCGUUUCAUUUCUUCUCCAUUUGUUCCUGAGGCUCUAAUCCCUUUUUGUCUCCAAUGCAGAUUGUGAUGAAACAGAAAUCGAGAACAAAGGUGACCACGACAAAAUCCCCAGAGAGGAGAAGCCACACAAAAAUUUGGAGUGUGGAGAAAACUGUAGUCAGAGCUCCCAUUCCACUUCCCAUCAACAAAAUCUCAUUGGAAAGAAAGUCUAUCAGUGCAUGGAAUGUGGAAAGAGCUUCAGGAAGAGCUCCAUUCUCACUUACCAUCAAAGAAUUCAUACAGGGGAGAAACCAUAUCAGUGUGUGGAAUGUGGAAAGAGCUUCAGUCACAGCUCCAAUCUCACCUUCCAUCAAAGAAUUCAUACAGGGGAGAAACCCUAUCAGUGUGUGGAAUGUGGAAAGAGCUUCAGGCAGAGAGUCAGUCUCACUUCCCAUCAAAGAAUUCAUACAGGGGAGAAACCCUAUCAGUGUGUGGAAUGUGGAAAGAGCUUCACAGAUACUUCCUCUCUCAUUUCCCAUCACAGAAUUCAUACAGGGGAGAAACCCUAUCAGUGUGUGGAAUGUGGAAAGAGCUUCAGAAAAAGCUCCUCUCUCACUUCCCAUCACACAAUUCAUACAGGGGAGACACCCUAUCAUUGUGUUGAAUGUGGUAAGAGCUUCAGGAAAAGCUCCUCUCUCACUUCCCAUCGCACAAUUCAUACAGGGGAGAAACCCUAUCAGUGCGUGGAAUGUGGUAAGAGCUUCAGGAAAAGCUCCUCUCUCACUUCCCAUCACAGAAUUCAUACAGGGGAGAAACCGUAUCAGUGCAUGGAAUGUGGAAAGAGCUUCAGUCACAGCUCCCAUCUCACUUCCCAUCAAAGAAUUCAUACAGGUGAGAAACCCUAUCAGUGUGUGGAAUGUGGAAAGAGCUUCACUCAUAGCUCUUCUCUCACUUCUCAUCACAGAAUUCAUACAGGGGAGAAACCCUAUCAGUGUGUCGAAUGUGGAAAGAGCUUCAGGAAGAGUUCCUCUCUCACUUCCCAUCACAGAAUUCAUACAGGGGAGAAACCCUAUCAGUGUGUGGAAUGUGGAAAGAGCUUCAGGAUGAGCUCCUCUCUCGCUUCCCAUCACAGAAUUCAUACAGGGGAGAAACCCUAUCAGUGUGUGGAAUGUGGAAAGAGCUUCAGGAAGAGUGCCUAUCUCACUUCCCAUCAAAGAAUUCAUACAGGGGAGAAACCCUAUCAGUGUGUGGAAUGUGGAAAGAGCUUCAGGAAGAGUGCCCAUCUCACUACCCAUCAAAGAAUUCAUACAAGGGAGAAACCCUAUCAGUGUGUGGAAUGUGGAAAGAGCUUCAGGAAGUGCUCCUCUCUCACUUUCCAUCACAGAAUUCAUACAGGGGAGAAACCCUAUCAGUGUGCGGAAUGUGGAAAGAGCUUCACUGAUAGCUCCUCUCUCACUUCCCAUCACAGAAUUCAUACAGGGGAGAAACCCUAUCAGUGUGCGGAAUGUGGAAAGAGUUUCACAGAUAGUUCCUCUCUCUCUUCCCAUCACAGAAUUCAUACAGGGGUGAAACCCUAUCAGUGUGUGGAAUGUGGAAAGAGCUUCAGGCAGAGGGUCAGUCUCACUUCCCAUCAAAGAAUUCAUACAGGGGAGAAACCCUAUCAAUGUGUCGAAUGUGGAAAGAGCUUCACUGAUAGCUCCUCUCUCAUUUACCAUCACAGAAUUCAUACAGGGGAGAAACCCUAUCAGUGUGUGGAAUGUGGAAAGAGCUUCCGUCAGAGCUCCGAUCUCACUUACCAUCACAGAAUUCAUACAGGGGAGAAACCCUAUCAGUGUGUGGAAUGUGGAAAGAGCUUCAGUAGGAGCUCCAAUUUCACUUCCCAUCAAAGAAUUCAUACAGGGGAGAAACCCUAUCAGUGUGUGGAAUGUGGAAAGAGCUUCCGUCAGAGGUCCGCUCUCACUUCCCAUCACAGAAUUCAUACAGGGGAGAAACCCUAUCAGUGUGUGGAAUGUGGAAAGAGCUUCACUCAUAACUCCCAUCUCAUUUCCCAUCAAAGAACUCAUACAGGGGAGAAACCUUAUCAGUGUGUGGAAUGUGGAAAGAGCUUCACUGUUAGCUCUAAACUCACUUCCCAUCAAAGAAUCCAUACAAAGUUCGGAAAAACCAUUAUACAGCUUUAGGAGCCAUGCAAAUCCACACGUUUUUAACCAGGCCUUUUUCUUAUUGACAUCUAAAACUAUUUUAACAUGCGAUGUUUUGUGUUUUUAUGUUCCAAGCAUUCUGAGACGUGUGGGUGUAGGGAAUACGGCCAACUCCUAAAUAUUGGAGGAGGCCACCCCCCAGGUUUUCUUUGUGGUUUUUUUCAAAUGCAACCUUUUUUUCUUCCGCUACUUGCCAUACAAUUUCGCUUUCAAUUUGCCCUUUUAAGAAAUUUUUAUAAACCCCACAAAGGUCAUGAGAAAAAAAAAUACAAGAAAAUACAAAUGUGGAGAGGUCCCAUAUUUGCAGGCCAAAUGCAAAAGUUGCUUUAAAGGAGGCUUUCCCAAACUUGGGUCCCCAGCAUCUCCCGGACUACAGUUCCCAUCAUCCCUCCCCAUUGGUCCUGCUAGCUAGGGAUGAUGGGAGUUGUAGUCCAAAACCAGCUGGAGACCCAAGUUUGCUUUAAUUUUUUUUAAAAUGAUAUUUAUUAAAAUUUCACAAGAAAAGGAUCACAUUAAUAAAAAAAAUUAACAAUAAAAAGAAAAAUACACAAUACAAAAUACAAAAAAGGAAAAGAAAAAACAGUUAAAAACAAUUCCGUCUUUUCAUCACUUACUUUUACUUUUACUUGUUUCCCGGACCUCCUCAUACCUCCCUCUUUUGUAUUCCAAUUCAGUUUGUUAGUCCAGCAAUUCCUUUCCCUCCUUUUUAAUCCUAAUCUUUAAUCUUAUUAUAUUAUAACAUUAAAUUUUUACCUAUUAAAAACCAAUUUUUCCAAUUCUUUUAACCAUUACUGCUAGAAACCGCUUAACUUCAAUCUGUCAUCAUUCUAACAUUCAUUAAUUUUACAAUAUUUCUGUAAGUAGUCUUUAAAUUUCUUCCAAUCUUCUUCCACCGACUCUUCUCCCUGGUCUCGGAUUCUGCCAGUCAUUUCCACUAUUCCAUAUAGUCCAUCAUUUCCAUCUGCCAUUCCUCCAGUGUGGGUAAAUCUUGUGUCUUCCAAUACUUUGCAAUAAGUAUUCUUGCUGCUGUUGUAGCAUACAUAAAGAAAGUUCUGUCCUUCUUUAAUACCGAUUGGUCAACUAUGCCCAGGAGAAAGGCCUCUGGUUUCUUCAAGAAGGUAUAUUUAAAUACCUUUUUUAAUUCAUUGUAAAUCAUCUCCCAGAAAACCUUGAUCCUUGGGCACGUCCACCAAAGGUGAAAGAAUGUACCUUCAGUUUCUUUACAUUUCCAACAUUUAUUAUCAGACAGAUGGUAGAUUUUUGCAAGCUUGACUGGGGUUAUGUACCACCUGUAUAUCAUUUUCAUAAUAUUCUCUCUUAGGGCAUUACAUGCCGUAAACUUCAUACCUGUGGUCCAUAACUGUUCCCAGUCAGCAAACAUAAUAUUAUGUCCAACAUCUUGUGCCCAUUUAAUCAUAACAGAUUUCACCGUUUCAUCCUGAGUAUUCCAUUUCAGCAGCAAGUUAUACAUUCUUGACAAAUUCUUAGUUUUGGGUUCUAACAGUUCUGUUUCUAAUUUUGAUUUUUCCACCUGGAAGCCAAUUUUCUUAUCCAAAUUGUAUGCCUCUGUUAUUUGAUAAUAAUGAAGCCAGUCUCGCACUUUAUUUUUUAGUUUUUCAAAACUCUGCAGUUUCAAUCUAUCUCCAUCUUGUUCUAAAAUUUCCCAAUAUUUCGGCCAUUUGACCUCCAUAUAGAGCUUUUUCAGGGCUUUCGCUUCCAUCGGUGACAGCCACCUUGGGGUUUUAUUUUCCAAUAAGUCCUUAUAUCUUAUCCAAACAUUAAACAAAGCUUUCCUAACAAUAUGGUUUUUAAAUGCUUUAUGUGCUUUGGCCUUAUCAUACCACAGAUAUGCAUGCCAACCAAAUACAUUGUUAAAACCUUCUAGAUCCAAAAUGUCAGUGUUUUCAAGAAGCAGCCAUUCUUUCAACCAGCAAAAAGCUGCUGAUUCAUAAUAAAGUUUAAAGUCUGGCAGGGCAAAUCCACCUCUUUCCUUUGCAUCUGUUAGUAUUUUAAAUUUUAUUCUGGGCUUCUUGCCCUGCCAGACAAAUCUAGAAAUAUCUCUCUGCCACCUCUUGAAACAGUCCAUUUUGUCCACAAUUUGCAAUGUUUGAAACAAAGACAACAUUCUAGGCAAUACAUUCAUUUUUACCGCAGCAAUACGGCCCAGCAGUGAAAGCUUCAAAUUGGACCAAAUUUCUAAAUCUUUUUUCAUUUCAGCCCAACAUUUUUCAUAGUUAUCUUUAAAUAAAUUCCCAUUUUUUGCUGUCAUAUUAAUCCCCAGGUAUUAACCACAGUCAGACGUGUCUCAUUCUGAAACCUCUCUCUUUCGGUGUUAAAUUUUUCUCUAAAACCUUAGUUUUUAGCUUGUUCAAUUUAAAUCCUGCAGCCUGACCAAAUUUUUGAAUCAAUUCUAAAACCCUUUUAGUACUAGAUUCUGGCUCCUGUAACGUCAAUACUAAGUCAUCUGCAAAUGCUCUCAAUUUGUACUGUUUGGCUCCGACCUGUAUACCUUUAACCAACCGGUCCCUUCUAAUCAUGUUCAGCAAAACCUCCAGGACCGAAAUAAAAAGCAAUGGGGAAAUUGGGCAACCUUGUCGUGUCCCUUUUUCUAUCUUAAAUUCUUCCGUCACCACAUUAUUUACAAUUAAUUUAGCCUUUUGUUCUGAGUAAAUUGCACUUAUACCGUUUUCAAAACCUUGGCCUACCCCCAUACCCUGUAGGUUCUUCUACAUAAAACUCCAAGAAAUAUGGUCAAAAGCUUUCUCCGCGUCCACAAAUAUCAUAACUGCUUUAGUAUUUAUGUUCACUUCUAGUUUUUCCAAAAUAUCGAUUAUAUUCCUCAAAUUGUCAGACAAGUGUCUUCCCGGGAGAAAGCCCGCUUGGUCUUUAUGAAUCUCUUCCAUCAACACUGUUUUCAAUCUCUUAGCCAAAAUGUCUGCAAAAAUUUUGUAAUCCACAUUAAGUAAUGAUAUGGGGCGGUAGUUCUUAAGCUGAGUCUUUUCAGUCUCUGUUUUCGGUACAAGUGUAAUAUAGGCUUCUUUCCACGACUCUGGUGCCCUUUUCCCCUCCAUUAUUUCAUUACAGACCUCUUUCAAAGGUUGUACUAGCCAUUCUUUCAAGGAUCUGUAAUAUCUAGAAGUCAGUCCAUCAGGUCUUGGAGAUUUACCCAAUUGCAUGUUUUGAAUGGCACCUUCUAUCUCUUGUUCAGUUAUUUUAUAGUUCAACAUUAAUUUAUUUUCUUGAGAGAUUUUUUGUGAUCCAUUUGUUUUCAAAAAUCGAUCUAAAUCAGUUUCUUUCUGUGGUCCUUGUGUAUAUAGUUGUUUAAAGUAUCUCUGGAAACAAUUUCUAAUCUCAGCUGGGUUCUGUAUAUUCCUUCCUUCCACUUCUAAAUUUGUAACUGUAUUUAAUUUUUGUCUUUUUUCAAUUGCCAGGCCAGCAAUUUCCCACAUUUAUUAGCUGAUUCAAAUGUCUUUUGUCUCAUUUGUUUAAUUUUCCAUUCUAUCUCUUGGUUCAUCAUUUUCAUAUAUUGCACUUGAUAUAAUUUUAUUUCUCUCAGAAUCUCUUGAGACUUUGGUUUUGUUCUCAAUCUUUUUCACUUUCCUUUAUUUUCUCCAAAAUUUUAUCCUUCUUCUCAUUUUGGAUUCUCUUCUUUAAUGCAUUCUGUUGUAUCAAGAACCCUCUCAUAACCGCUUUACUUGCGCCCCAGAUUACUCUUUUUUCCACAUUGGUGCUCAUAUUUAUCUCAAAAUAGUCUCUCAAGGUUUUUUGGGCCUUCUUAAGCACUUCUUCAUCUCUAAAUAAGGUGUCAUUCAUCCUCCAUCUAAAGGAGCCAGUUGGUGUUAGUUUCAUUUCCAUCUUAACAGCAUUAUGGUCGGAGCAGGUUUUUGGGCAGAUUUCCACUUUUCUUGUCUUUGGUGCCAUUCCUCUAGUUACCCAUAUUUGGUCAAUUCUUGUCCAUGUCAUUUUGGCUUCAGAAAAGAAGGUUCCUUCUUUAGCCAUGGGGUGUCUUGUUCUCCAAAUGUCAACUAAGUCCAAGUUGUCUGUCAUCUCAAAAAAAGUUUUCUGUAGUCUACCAUCCUUAGUGACUACCUGUCUUUGUGCCUUGUCCAUGUUUGUAGAUACCACUCCAUUCAUGUCUCCCAUCAAAAUCAUAUUGUAAUCCAGAUAGUCCAUCAGGGUCUCAUGCAACUUCUUAAAAAAAUCAGAUUUCCCCUCAUUUGGUGCAUAAAUUCCUACUAUCAAAAUUUUUUCUCCUUGUGUUUGAAUUUCGAUUGCCACAAAUCUUCCUUGGUCAUCUUUAAAGAUAAAUUUCGGUGAUAAUUUGUCCUUUGCAUAAAUCACAACCCCUCUUUUUUUAACCUUGUCCGAUGAAAUAAACUCCUGCCCAAGUCUUUUAUUAAUCAAUAAUUUCCUGUGUAGCCUUGUUAUAUGUGUUUCUUGUAGACAAAUCAAGUCCAAUUGUUACUUUUUUAAUAAAUGAAACACAGAUCUCCUUUUCUGGGGGGAGUUCAAGCCAUUACAAUUCCAGCUUAAUAGUUGCAGAGCCAUGAUGUAACUACUUUACUUCUCCUCCAACAGCACCCAGUGCCUGUUCCUGUUCUGUCGGUGGUAUCACCUUUUUCAGGUGGUCUUUUAGUUCCAGAGAUAAAUCUGGUAUGUCUAAAGUUUCUCUUACAAGUUCUCUUAGCUCUCCUGUGACUUUCUUCUGCAGGUCUUCUCCGUGGUCUCUCCAAAAUUUGUCUUUGUCGUCUUCUGAUCUUAUUUUUAUCUUCUUUCCUUUAUAGCUAAAGGAUAGGCCUUGGGGGAAUUCCCACCUAAAAAUAAUUCCGUUGCUUUUCAGCAGAGUAACCAAAUCUUUAUAGUUGGACCUAAGGUCCAAAAGAUGUUUCGGGAUAUCCUUGAAUAUCUCCACUUUUGACUGUUGUAUUUCCAAGGUCUUCUGGAAAUGCAGGCUCAAGAUUUUAUCUCUCUCUUCUUUUUUUCGGAGGGUGAUCAAACAGUCUCUCACCCUGUUCUUUCUCCCUCCUCUUCCAAGCCUAAAAGCACUCACUAUCUUGAAACUGUCCUUCCCCAAAUCUGGGUUCCAAAAGUCUGCAAAUUCCUGCGUAAGAAAUUCAAUCAAAUUGUCCUUCUCCACUUCAGGUACAGCCCUGACCCUUAAAUUCACUUGUUUCUCCUUCAACUCAAUCAUAGACAAAAUUGGCUUAUGGUCUUCAAGUUGUUUAUGUAGCGGUGGUAUCUUCUCUUCUACCACGGUAGCUGUAGCAGUAGCAAUUUCUUUAGCCUCUUCAGCUGUCUUACGUGUCGAAGUAGAUUCCUGUAAUAGUUUCUGAAUAGUUUCUGUAUUAGUGUUUACCUUCUGUCCCAAAUUAUUAAUACUUGUCGUAUUUUGAUUAAUACUUGUCGUGUUUUGAUCAAUUUUACCCGAUGCCUCGGCUACUUGUUUACUUAUUCUUUCCAAAGAUUCAUUAAUUUUAGCUGCCAUCAGCUGCCAUGCCUUUGGGUUUAGAUUGUGCCGAUGAGGUUACUGUUGGUAGACCAGGAGGGCCAGAUGUCGAAGCCCUUCUUUGCAGCCCACCGUUGGUACGAAAUACUUUGCCAGACCUUGUUGCUUGUAACAAAUCUAUCUUCUCUUUCCCAUCUGCCAUAACCCUCAAGAUAUAAGCCAAGGUCAGUCUCACAGUCAGAGUCAGAGUCAGAGUUGUUUUGAAGUGGAAAGUUCCCUUGGGAAAUUGAAGUGGAAAAUUCCCCUAAGCCAGCUGCAGUUGUAACAAAUUCAAACUUCCUCUUGGGGGACACUGUAACAGUCUAAAAUGUCUUAAAAUAAUUGACUUCUCCCUUUAGCCCCCCAAUUCACCGAAAAGACAACAGUUUCUAUCUCAAUCUGUUACUUUAAAACCAGGAGAUACCUGUCAGCAAUAUUGUAACAAAGUUGUAUCUCAGAUGCAGAGUUAACUGUCAAAAAGUGCUUUCAGCGGCAGCGCCGUUUCCAAUACGGCAGAACCCGUUCCAGGGUUUUAAGCGGUGGUUUUUGUCUCCUCUUCCUCUUUUUUCAGGGAAAUAAUGUUCAAACCUUCUCCCCCCUCCUCCCCUGCAGUCAAGGGGGGAAAAUCACAGUUUGAUGCUCGAAUUAUAAUCGUUUUCCAACGUCUUUUAAAGCUUCCGCUUUCAAGUUCAAUGCUUUACUCCGUUUACAAGAGCGGGAGGCAGACUUCCUUUUUAUACCUCUCCGCUUUGGUACCGAAUUAUUCAAAAGUUUUGUAAAGUUCCUUUAAUUGGAUAGUUAACCUACGGAUCAUUGUUUUAAAGCCAAAUUGUCCCAGGAAAAAGGCAGCGCUCUCCGGCAACAGCUGCGCGGCUUCACUCCACGGAAGAAGCAGACGACUCACAGCACAGCGCCACUUCCCCGCUCAGCUCCGGAGCCCGUUGCCGGGUUCCUUUGCUGAUUGGGGGGGCGCAAAAGGUGCCCGCCGAGUCCCACGGUCACAGGCUUCACCCGCCUGUGAUUUUUCAAGGGUCCCCGCUGCGCCGUAGCGGUGCAGACCCUGUUUCCGUGGAGCCAGUUCCCUCCAGAUCAGAGGGAAUCCGCCAUUACCGAUGGCGCCACCCCGGAAGUCCGAGACCCAAGUUUGCUUUAAAGGGAAAGUAGGCUGGCCUUGUGACACCCUCUGCUGGCCAAAAGCACUGCCCCAGAAUCUGAACCACCCCCAGUACUCCUAAUUGGAAUUUAUAGAGCACAAAACUGAAGUUUGAUCGGCACUUCAACCACUAGGGAGCUUCUAGGUGCUUUCUGCACCACCUAGAGUACCCACAAAAUUGUGGCUUCUACUGGCAACACACAGGAGAACAAAUGAAAGACAAACACAAGGGGCAGGGAAAACCUGGAAAGGGCCAUACCAAAUGGACAUCCGGUGUGAAGAGGUCACUUUCCCCACUGCUGAACAAUGCCACAGGUAGAGGAGAUGGAAUGCCAGAAGUGUUUUCCGGGGCAAGGGGAGCUGCUGGGAAAUUGAACUACGGGCUCAAAAUGUUACUUUUUAAAAAAGUUGCUGCCUUUCUAGACAUUGCCAUUCAAAUGGCGUGCAUGCAUCCUGUGAUUGAUAGUGCAAGGCGGGACUUACCUGACCCUCCACCAAUAUUUUAUUCAAGUCGGCACCACUGGUCAGGUGAUUUACAAAUUAAAUAAAUACAUAAAUCUCCUUCCUUUGCACAAGUUCCAGCUUGUCAAUAUCCUCAUUUAUGCUUUUUAAAAUUUAUUUGCCCUUCAUCUGAAGAUUUUACAUUAUAAACAUACAGGAUGAAAGCAUGGCUUUCUCAAAAACAAGACAAGCCAGAGAAAUCUCUCCUUUUCUUUUCUUUUCUUUUCUUUUCUUUUCUUUUCUUUUCUUGGAUGGAGUUAUAAACUUUGUUGAUCAGUGGACUGCUGUGGAAAUUGUGUAUUUUGAUUUCAGUAAGGCUUUUGACAAAGUCCUCUGUGAUAUUUAUGUGAGGAUGCUGGUAAAAUGAGACUGAAUGAGGUAACUGUUAGGUGGAUUUGACGGACCGACCCCAAAGAGAACUCCUUCAUGGUUCCUCCUCAUCCUGGGAAAAAGUGACCAGAGGGGUGCUGCAGGGUUCUGUUCUGGGCCCGUUGUUGUUCAAUGUCUUGAUAAAUGACAUGGAUGAAGGAACUGAGGGGAUGCUCAUCACAUUUGCAGACAAAACCAAACAGAUCGUAAUGGCGCCCUCUCUCUUCUUCAGCAACAGACAGGGAGACAAAGAACAGUGCAAAAGCACAGCAGAGCGGAAGAGAUAAGACUGACUUCCGUUCUUACAAUUUCCAAUCCUAGGAUAGUAAACAGGGGCAUGUGACAUACUAGCCACAUAUCCAGCAACCAGAGGAGUAAAUUGCUAACCCACUACACAUGAUUGCAGGUGAUAUAAGGAAAAAAACCUGCUUCUUUUUCCUUAUGGGGUACCCAAGGGCCCAUAUACAGUCCUUUUGUAGGUUCUCUAUUGGUAGGAGAAAAUAACAGAGACCAACCAGAGAAUAUUGAGAAGCAAAGCAGCUAGUAAGCCUUUUCUUUAUUAACUGUUGCAACAGGGUUCUCCACCCACACGCAGGAGAGAGGAGGAGGACCCUGAGCCCUGCAUGCAAGCCCUUAUAUAGACAUAUAAGCCCUUAUAUAUGCAUGUAAGCCCUUAUAUAUUUUUAAUUGCCCGCCCUGGAGUCCAAGACCACCCCCAGAAACAUCAUACAUACAUCACAGAAAAGGCAGUCUACAACUGAAAUCGGAGUGCAUUGUUUUUACCUUUUCUGCCAGGUUACCUGUUAAUGGUCACUUGACUAGAUUACCUGGGGAGGCUGGCCAUUCUUUUGUAAUGAUAAUACUUCAUUCCUGAGCCAGGUCACAGGCUCACCCUAUUCACACCUUAAAUGUGCCCUUAAGGCAGGAUUUGUGAGGACAGAGACAAUGGGGAGGUUUGUGCAUUUCCUUUUACCUUGUAGAGAAAUAUUUGAGGUGACUGAAAGAGUGAAAGAGUCAAAAUGGCUUUAGGACUUUUCCUGUGGGUUUUGGACAUGUGGUUUAUAUAUUAAUAUAUGUGUUUGCUUGGUACAUUUAGAAUAUAUAUAUAUAUAUAUAUAUAUAUAUAUAUAUAUAAAACCUAAAAAUCCUUAUAACAAUUCCCCCCUUUGGGGAUAUAAUUUUUUCUAAAAAAUUGUUGCCUCACAAAUAAUAACCUGGUAUGUUGUAAAUGGAUGCUUCAUGUAAAUCUUAAGUGACUUGCGUGUCAGGCCUCUUAAGGCUAUUUGCAGGUGUAGCAGUGCACAUAGCUGGACAUAGGAUAUCACAUAAAAAAUAACACAUGUAGCAUUUUAUUCUUAAAUUACUUGUGGCAUUCUAGCACUUUGGGAGAAACAUUCUCAAUAAUGGUCUAUGCUUUACACUUAGCGGGAAGGUCAAAUAAUGAGUGAAAAAUGCAGUUUGUUUUGUUUCUGCCUUUUUUGUGUGUUCCCAGGUGUCAAAGCUAGCUCUCGUCUGGUCUCACACCUCCGUCAUAUCACAGCAGCAACAAUCCCUGGUGAAUCCCCGUAGGGCUUUCAUAUUGACCAUGUCACCUUGUAGUGGCACAGGUUUGGACAUUUCUUGAGAGAGAUGUCUUUGCCUUGGCCUUUCUACGGGAUUUUUAUUAUUAUAGGCUCUGGUCUUCCACUCUAGGGAAGUUGCUCAGUUGUUCCUAAGGGACCAAAAAGCUAAUUGCAGCCUGGAUACAAUUGUCCAAUUCAAACGGAGUCCAAUUAGAAUUUAUAUAGCCCCAUGGCUCGCCGACGUGGAGUUCCGGCCCCACCUGGUGGCGGCUGUCAGCCUGGACCUUGUACGCAUCCUUGGCCUGGCGCAGUUGCUCCUGUGAUGGCCUGGGAAUCUGAUUCAGAGGUUGAACCGGAGGAAUCCCAGCCUGCACAGGAGUCCCUGCCUCCAGGGCCGGCUGAGCCAGGGCAGGGCCUUGAAUCUGAAGGGCCCGCACCUGUGCCGGAUCCUCAGGAGCAGACACCAGAUGAAUCCACUCUGGCUCCGGGGGUGAUUGAGGACCCAUUGCCUGCAGGUGCUCCUCUCCCAGCCCUGUCAGGGGAAGGUGAGGCUGCCUCUGGGUCCAGUAACCCUCCAGCCUCUCCUGAGCUGCAGAGGCUGAGGGCAGAGAGGCGGAAGGAACUAAGUUCUAUCAGGAGGAGUGCUUGCCUUAAGACCAGGAGAGGCGAGUCACCUGUGGGCCGGGACCGCCCUAGGCCCCAGAGGAGAUAAAGGCCAGUCAGCCCAGUCUCAGGUUGUUCCAACGUCGUUGGAAACCUGUUUCUGCCAACACUCAGACCUGUUCUUCCAGAGUUCCCAACCACGCCUGGCUUCUUGCUUUGGACCCCGCUUCGCCUUUGGUGGACAGUCUCCAGACCCUCGACCCAGGACCGGACUCUGACCACGCCUCACAGUAACCCCCCCCCCCGGGACCAGCACAGUUUGCUCCUGCCACACCCGCACUCCCCCUUCGUUGGGGUGCGUUCGGGAAGAGCCAGAAGCCAUGGCCGACCAGGCAGCUGCGUUGCUGGCAUUGGCCCUGGAGAACCAGGCCUUGACUCACACUGUUCAGCAGCUAAACAAUGCGGCUACGGCGCUUCAGCAGCAGUUGGAUGCCUUACUGGCUCCUGGGGCCGACGCCCCAGUUUUUGGCAAGUACCCAGUGGCCCUGCCAGAGAAUUUUGAUGGGUCCCCGGCCAGCUUUCCCAUGUUCCUCGCCCAGGCCAAGCUGUAUAUUCAGGGGCGAGCCCGGAAUUUUCCUGACGAACGCACCAAGGUGCACUUCUUUUAUAUAUAUAUAUAUAAAUAUUUAUUAAAGUUUUCACAAUAUUACAAAAUGAAAAAUAAAAAAUAAAAAAUAGUUAAAAACAAUUCAAUCUUUUCGUCACUUAUCUUUCAUUUGCUUGUUUCCCGGACCUCCUCAUACCUCCCUUUUUUGUAUUCCAGUUCAAUUUAUUAGUUCAGCAAUUCCUUUCCCUCCUUAUUUUAUCCUGAUCUUUAAUCUUAAUAUAUUAUAGCAUUAAAUUUUUACCUGUUAAUCCAUUUUUUCAUUCUUUUAUACCAUUACAGCUAGAAACCACUUAACUUCAAUCCAACAUCAAUCUAACAUUCACUAAUUUUGCAGUAUUUCUGUAAAUAGUCUUUAAAUUUCUUCCAGUCUUCUUCCACCGACUCUUCUCCCUGGCCUCGGAUUCUGCCAGUCAUUUCCGCCAAUUCCAUGUAGUCCAUCAUUUUCAUCUGCCAUUCUUCCAGAGUGGGUAGGUCUUGUGUCUUCCAAUACUUUGCAAUAAGUAUUCUUGCUGCUGUUGUGGCAUACAUAAAGAAAGUUCUAUCCUUCUUUAACACCAAUUGGCCGACUAUGCCCAGGAGAAAGGCCUCUGGUUUCUUCAAGAAGGUAUAUUUAAAUACCUUUUUUAAUUCAUUAUAAAUCAUCUCCCAGAAAGCCUUAAUCCUUGGGCACGUCCACCAUAGGUGAAAGAAUGUACCUUCAGUUUCUUUACAUUUCCAACAUUUAUUAUCAGGCAAAUGAUAGAUUUUUGCAAGCUUGACUGGGGUCAUGUACCACCUGUAUAUCAUUUUCAUAAUAUUCUCUCUUAAGGCAUUACAUGCCGUAAACUUCAUACCUGUGGUCCAUAACUGUUCCCAGUCAGCCAUCAUUAUGUUAUGUCCAACAUCCUGUGCCCAUUUAAUCAUAGCAGAUUUCACCGUUUCAUCCUGAGUAUUCCAUUUCAACAGCAAGUUAUACAUCUUUGACAAAAUCUUAGUUUUGGGUUCUAACAGUUCUGUUUCUAAUUUUGAUUUUUCCACCUGGAAGCCGAUUUUCUUGUCCAAAUUAUAUGCCUCCAUUAUCUGAUAAUAAUGAAGCCAGUCUCGCACUUUGUUUAGUUUUUCAAAACUCUGCAAUUUCAGUCUAUCUCCAUCUUGUUCCAAAAUUUCCCAAUAUUUCGGCCAUUUGACCUCCAUAUUGAGUUUUUUCUGAGCUUUCGCUUCCAUCGGUGACAGCCACCUUGGAGUUUUAUUUUCCAAUAAGUCCUUAUAUCUUAUCCAGACAUUAAACAGUGCUUUCCUGACAAUAUGGUUUUUAAAUGCUUUAUGCGCUUUGACCUUAUCAUAGCACAAAUAUGCAUGCCAUCCAAAUACGUUGUUAAAACCUUCUAAAUCCAAAAUGUCUGUGUUUUCUUUCAACCAGCAAAAAGCUGCUGAUUCAUAGUAAAGUUUAAAGUCUGGCAGGGCAAAUCCACCUCUUUCCUUUACAUCUGUUAGUAUUUUAAAUUUUAUUCUAGGCUUCUUGCCCUGCCAGACAAAUCUAGAAAUAUAUCUCUGCCACUUCUUGAAACAGUCCAUUUUGUCCACAAUUUGCAAUGUUUGAAACAAAAACAACAUUCUAGGCAAUACAUUCAUUUUUAUCGCAGCAAUACAGCCUAGCAGUGAAAGCUUCAAAUUUGACCAAAUUUCUAAAUCUUUUUUCACUUCAGCCCAGCAUUUUUCAUAGUUGUCUUUAAAUAAAUUCCCAUUUUUUGCUGUCAUGUUAAUCCCCAAGUAUUUGACUUUCUUGACCACUGUUAAACCUGUCUCAUUCUGAAACCUCUCUCUCUCAAUUGGUGUUAAAUUUUUCUCUAAAACCUUGGUUUUUGAUUUAUUCAGUUUAAACCCUGCAACCUGACCAAAUUCUUGAAUCAGUUUUAAAACCCUUUUGGUACUAGAUUCUGGCUCCUGUAACGUCAGUACUAAGUCAUCUGCAAAUGCUCUCAAUUUGUACUGUUUGGCUCCGACCUGUAUACCUUUAACCAACUGGUCCCUUCUUAUCAUAUUCAGCAGAACCUCCAGGACCGAUAUAAAAAGCAGUGGGGAGAUUGGGCAACCUUGUUGUGUCCCUUUUUCUAUCUUAAAUUCUUCCAUCACCACAUUAUUUACAAUUAAUUUAGCCUUUUGUUCAAAAUAUAUUGCACUUAUACCGUUUUCAGAACCUUGGCCUACCCCCAUACCCUGUAAGUUCUUUUUCAUAAAAGUCCAAGAAAUGUUGUCAAAAGGUGCACUUCUUGAUCAGCUUGCUGAAGGACCAGGCAGCCAAGUGGGCUUUGCCAUUGCUCCGGCAAGACUCUCCUUUGCUGACAGACUAUGUAACCACUUGGAGACUGCGUUUGGCAACCCUAUGAAGGGGAGCCAAGCCAAUCGGGCGAUUCAUCGGUUGAGACAGGACAAGUCCACAGCCGCCACCUACACCACAGAAUUUUGGCUGUUGGUGCAGGACUUGUCCUGGAAUGACUCUGCACUGCGGGACCAGUAUCUUGAGGGGCUUUCGGAUGAGAUACUGGACCAGCUGGCCACGAUGGAUUGCCCCACCUCGCUGGACGCCCUCAUUCAGUGGAGCCUGCAGAUAGACGAUUGUUUGGAGGACCGUUGUCAGGCCCGGGACCACCAGCACUCCCAGCUUCCGGCUCCAGUCUUUACCAGCAGGUCCACGACCAUAACCGAGUUGCCGGAGGAGCCUAUGCAGCUCGGGGCAGCACGGCCUCGCCUCUCCCCCGCGGAGAAGACGCGGCGGCGGGAGGGGAACCUGUGUCUCUACUGUGGCAGAAGCGGACACUACGCCCGAUCCUGUCCUGAGAAGGUGCCGGCCGCAGGGAAACCACCAACCCCGGUAGCUGAAGGCCCUGCUACCUGGGGUCCCAAACAGCACAUGGGCCCGCACCAGUGGAAUUGCAACACCUCAUGGUCCUGGUGCAUCUAUACCCUCCUGGUGUGCCCUGGAUUCUCAGUCAUGCUCUGGUAGAUUCGGGGGCAACCCUCUCCUAUAUAGACUCUGCCUUCGCCGCCCAUCAUCAGGUGCCAUUCCAGGACAAGCCAGAACCGGUACAGGUGGAGGCAAUUGACAGACGGCUCCUGCGCUUGGGUGCCGUUACUCAGGAGACUCAGCCCUUGGUCCUGUGUCACCAGCAGCACCGGGAGGUGCGCACCUUGGACAUUGCCACCAUGCCCCGGUUUCCCCUGGUGCUCGGGAUGGACUGGCUGGAAUCUCACAAUCUUCAGAUCGACUGGGUCAAUCAGACUGUGCUCUUCCCAGACCCAUGUCCCCAUGCUCGUUCCAAGAUGCUAGCAGUCACCCCCACGGGGGAAGCUGCAUCAAUGCUCCCCGCUGUUUACCAGGACUACCAAGAAGUGUUUGAGGAACAGGGGGCAGACCAGCUGCCACCUCAUUGAUCUUUCGACUGCGGCAUAGACCGCCAGCCCGGGGUGCCACUGCCUGUGAGCUGCCUAUACUCUCUUACGGAGCCAGAGCACUAAGCCUUGUAGGACUUCCGUCGCAAGUGUUGGAAAACUAGCCCCUUCGGGAGAGGCUGGCCUCUCCCCCUGCUCCUGGGACUUGUUUACCGGUGAUCUUCCUCUGGCUGGCAUCCCAGACAGACCAGGGAGAUCUUGAUAGGCGACAUCUCCCAGCGUGGAAGAUGCACACCCCCUUCUCCCCUUUCACAGGGGAAAGAAGAAUAGUCAGAAAGUCCUUUUACAUCUUGUUUAUUUCUGACUUUACAGCUCUACAAAAAAAAACAUGUCCGAUCAGUUCAAACUUCUCCAAGCAAGUGACACAGACUUCCUUUACAAACGCAACAGGAAGGUCUCAUAUUACACACGGAACAAAGCUUUGUGUAUCCCGUGAACUGCCUGCAAGAUUCUUUCCCAGGACUAGCCACAUCAUGUGAUGUAAACAAGCUGGCAGUUUGCAGCUGCAUUGUACUCAUAUUGUAACAUACUCCCCCAUAUGAAUCAACGUUAGCUGCGAACAAAGCUUGAUCCAGAGAAGAAUACAAACAGUUGUUAUACACGUAACAAUCACCUGUUGUAUCAGUUCCACCUUUGGAACUACCUGCUACUGGUUUCACCAGUGUAACUCUCUGGUUGUCUGUUUUCCAAGGAAUGAGUGCUUCUGCAUUACCUUGGCUACGGAAGGUAGUGUUACGCUUAGCAACACUCAGUUGUGUCUUUGUCUCUGACUUAGACACACCUUUAACUCGUCUUGUGUUGUCAACAAUAGUAACACAUGCAACAGCUGAGUUAGCAAAUUCUUGAGAAUACCUCUUGGGUGGUACUCCCUUUGUGACUCUCUCAGACCUGCGUAUUAAGUGCUGAUCCUGUUUGCUGACUGGUUCAUCCUCAGGACCUUUUGGAGAACCAUGCCCAACAGUAAACAGUGGUUCAGUCACUUCUAGUCUAGCUUUAACCUGUGUGGGUCUAGACAUUGUGUGAGAACCCUUCUCAAUGACUGUGUCAACAGAACUCUCUGAGCUUUCUGUGUCAAUUUCAGUACCAGAAUAAUCAGAAUUAUCAUCUGAAUUGUCAUCAGUGGGAAAUGUGUGAAAAACCUCUCUCUCCUGUCCAGGAGUGCUCUCUAGAAACUUUGUGAGAAUCACCUGACCAGAUUCAAAUAAAAUUACUCUGUAGAAACCUUUCUCACCCAACCUGUUGAAACCUUUCUCACCCAAGUGUAACAAAAAGAAGAUAAAGAUUCAGCCCAGAACUCAUGUGGUAAAUGUGAACUCAGCAAUUGUGCCUUCAUGCCAUUUUGCAACUCUUUGUUCACCUUUACACAAAUACUCUUGUUCCAUGAAGCUUCAGAAACAGCAAUCUUAUGCUCUAUCCCUUGUUUCUCAAGGAAAUCCUGAAAAUCCUGUAAAAGAAAAACUGGCUUUUCAUCUGUGAAAAGAAAAUCAAUAUCUGCAUUAUGAACAGUUUUACCUUUGUCACAAAACUCCUGAAACCUUGCUAAGGCUUCUUUUGGUGAUUCCAAUACAUAAAUCCAUACAUAUUGAGAAUAAUGAUCAACACAUAGAAGAUAGUAUUUUGUAUUGCCUCUAGAUGGUGCUAGAGGACCAAUUACAUCAGCAUACACUCGCUGAAAAACACUGGUUAUCUUUGCAGCCUUCUUAUCCUUGGAUACACCUGCAAGUGAAAACAUUUUAGUAUCACAUGCAGUGCACAUUCUGUAAUCUGACUCUUCAAAAAUCAAUAGAUACAGUCCAUCUUUCUCUCUGGCAGAAAGAUACAGCUCUCCAUCUUUAAAGAUUUUGCAACUCUCUUUAUCAUAGGACAACACCAGUCCUUUCUUUGUCAUCUGAGAAACAGAGCUCCCUUUUGCUCCUUUCUGCUGACGUGGCUUUUUACAGUUCCUCUGAAUAUGCCCAGGCUGACCACAAUUGUAACAACGGACAACGUUCAGAGCUAUAGCUUGCUCUUCUCUAGCAAUAGCAGUGGGGGUGCUUGUAUUCCAAGCUUCACUCCCCCCAUCAGCAACAACUGUUGCAGCAAGGCGGUCUCUCUCAUUAAGAACCACAGAACAAAUUCUCUCCACUGUAAGAUCCCGGGCAGGUAGAGAACCAAGUUGACUUGCAACCGUUUUAUAAGUUCGAUUAAGGCAGUUAAUUAUCAUAAAGCAAAAUAUCUCUUCCUGAAGAGGAAAGUUUCUUUGCGCCAUCUGCUGGCGUAGAUUUUUCAUCUCUGUCAAAUGCACCAUCACAUCUCCAUCAGGCGCCAGUCUCAUGUUUGUGAGCUUCUCAAAAUGCAGCAGUGUGGUGCCUGUGGCAUCCCUUUGAUGGAUUCUCUGCAGCGUUUCCAAAACCUCGCGCGCGAAUUGCAAAUCUGCUAUAUGCACAAGUUGCUCAUCAGAGACACACAGAAUAAUAGCCGACCAGGCUUUCACAUUCUGAGAAUUCCAAGCCGCUGUGGGUGCAGCUGGGAUGGGAUUUUCAAUCACUCCAAAUACCCUCUGACUCUGAAGCAGGGCUUUCAUUUUCACAGACCAUGAGGAAUAAUUGUCAUUAGUUAGGGGAGGUGGGUAAGGUAAACCUGCCCCUUUCUUGGCAUCCAUCUUGAAUCCAAGUUACAGCUUUCAGCUAAGAGCUGAAAAAUCUAACAGUCUGUGAUCAGCAAGCUUCGCUGAAAAACCAACAGCUUAUUUCAGCCUCUGAGCUUUUUACAGCUCUGGCUUGCUUCUCUCUUGCCUCUGAAGCUAAUGAGCCCAUAAAUCAGCCCGUAAAGUACUCACGACUUGUUGGCAGGCAACGGCAGUUUUAUCAGCUCCCCUGGAAUGCUUGGUACGUGGCCUUCUCUCCGCUCUGUUUAAUCCAAAACAGCAGCCUUUCUCAGUGAACCGGAGAACGAUUCAAUCCGCGUUCACCAUCAGCCAUAAAUCAGCAACCGUCAGGGGUCCGUGGAACGUCGUAAAUCAGCAAAACACGUCUCCGCCAGGUGUUGCAGCUGUUACUUUGUAGCCACCAUCCGUGUGCUACCACUUGUUGGAAAACUAGCCCCUUCGGGAGAGGCUGGCCUCUCCCCCUGCUCCCGGGACUUGUUUACCGGUGAUCUUCCUCUGGCUGGCAUCCCAGACAGACCAGGGAGAUCUUGAUAGGCGACAUCUCCCAGCGUGGAAGAUGCACACCCCCUUCUCCCCUUUCACAGGGGAAAGAAGAAUAGUCAGAAAGUCCUUUUACAUCUUGUUUAUUUCUGACUUUACAGCUCUACAAAAAAAACAUGUCCGAUCAGUUCAAACUUCUCCAAGCAAGUGACUCAGACUUCCUUUACAAACGCAACAGGAAGGUCUCAUAUUACACACGGAACAAAGCUUUGUGUAUCCCGUGAGCUGCCUGGAAGAUUCUUUCCCAGGACUAGCCACAUCAUGUGAUGUAAACAAGCUGGCAGUUUGCAGCUGCGUUGUAUUCAUAUCGUAACAGCAAGAACCUGUAGCGCGGGUUCAUUCGGCCCUCUACCACGCCCACCGACGCUCUAGUACUCUUUGUUAAGAAGUGUGGGGAGCUUCGUCCCUGCCAUGAUUACCAGGCACUGAAUAAGAUUACCAUCCCGUGUGCGAGUAUUUGGAGCUCGCAAAGCUGACAGAUGCAAUGAGGGGUAAACCUAAAAAAUUGGUGAAAGAAGAAUGGGAAUGUUUAAAUAAUUAUUUAGGGGACAAGGGUUCAGCAAGAAAUAUCUGGCUAUUUUUAGAAUGAUGCCGCAUAGAGAAAUGUUCCCUGAUACCAAGAUGAGGGAUUCCUUUGGAAUGCAGAUAGAGAUAAUUGAUAAGAAUAAUGAUCUGUUGUGAGCUUGAUGGAAGUGUGCAAUAGAUGAGCCUUCCUGCUUUGGCUCAUCUUCCUUUUUUUUUUCUUUUUUUCUUUUUCUUUUUUUCUUUUUUCUUUUCUUUUAUCUUUUCCAUAGUUGCUUAUGUUCUGUGUCAUGUACUUUGAUAUUUGUUGUACUUUUUAAAGUUUUGUUUUCAUUACUGUUAAGGAAUUUUCCUUUGUAAUUUUGGUUGUCUAUAUUUAUAUGUACCUGUUUAAAGCAAAAUAAAAGUUUUUUUUUAAAAAAAAGGUUACCAUCCCGGACCAGUAUCCCUUGCCCUUUAUUGCGGAGUUGCUGGAGCGGGUGCAAGGGGCGCAGAUGUUCACCAAGCUGGACCUUCGAGGGGCCUACAAUUUGAUUCGGAUCCGAGCUGGGGAUGAGUGGAAGACAGCAUUUGGGACACGGUAUGGGCAGUUUGAAUACCUGGUAAUGCCUUUCGGGUUGCGCAAUGCGCCUGCCGUGUUCCAACGGUACAUCAACCACGUGUUCCAGGACUUGCUAGACAAGUACGUGGUGGUGUACCUAGAUGACAUUCUGAUUUACUCCCAUGACCCAGCUCGCCACGAGGGUCAUGUCCGGUCCAUGUUGCAGCGCUUGCGGGAGCAAUGCCUGUAUGCUAAGCUCAGCAAGUGAAAGUUCCACCAGCAGUCAGUGGACUUCCUCGGUCACCAACUCUCCCCCUGAUGGGGUGCAGAUGGAUCCCGGGAAUACGGUAGCAGUUCGGGAGUGGGCGGCACCCUGGAAUCGCAAGGACCUACAGUGAUUCCUGGAAUUCGCCAACUAUUACUGGACCUUCAUUGUGGACUAUGCUCAUCGCGCCACCCCGCUGACCCGACUUGCUGUGCCCCAAGACACCGUUCUCCUGGGACAAGGAGGCAGAGGUGGCGUUUCAGGGGUUGAAAGCCUGUCUCCAGAGGGCGCCGCUUUUACAGCAUCCUAAUCCCUCUCGUCCCUUCAUGGUGGAGACUGACGCCUCCAGUACGGCUCUCGGUGUCGUCUUGUCCCAGCAGCAAGGACCUGAUGCGCUGCUGUUACUCUGCGCCUACUAUUCCUGCCAGCUUCUUCUGGCGGAGCGUAACUAUACCGUGUGGGAGUGGGAACUACUGGCCAUAAAAGUGGCCUUUGAGGUCUGGGACCAUCAUUUUGAGGGGGCAAGACACCUGGUGGAAGUGAGUACUGACCACUGGAACCUGGAGUACCUCCAGACUGGGUCGACCACUUGGCAUUGGAGGAGUUCACUUACAACAAUGUGGUGAACGGCUCCACCCAGCAGACCCUGUUCCAGGCCACUUAUGGUUACCAUCCGUGUUUGUUCCCGGACGUGCUGCCACAUCUGCAGUCCCCACGGUGACAGAUUGGCUCCAGGAGCUCCAGUCUCAGCACCAACUAUUGAUGGAGCUGUGCUGGUCCUGGGGGGGGGGUACCAUGAGGCGUGGUCAGAGUCCGGUCCUGGGUCGAGGGUCUGGAAACUGUCCACCAAAGGCGAAGCGGGGUCCAAAGCAAGAAGCCGGGCGUGGUCGGGAACUCCGGAAGAACAGGUCUGGGUGCUGGCAGAAACAGGUUUCCAACGAUGUUGCUCCCGCAACCUGGGCUGUGUGAUGGCCUGGGAAUCCAAUUCAGAGGCCGAACCAGAGGAACUCCAGCCUGCACAGGAGUCCCCACCUCCAGGGCCGGCUGAGCGGGGGCAGGGCCUUGACUCUGAGGCACCUGCACCUGUGAUGGAUCCUCAGGAGCAGGCACCAGGUGAAUCUACUCUGGCUCCGGAGGGGAUUGAGGACACAUUGCCUACAGGUGCGCCUCUCCCAGCCCUGUCAGGAGAAGGCGAGCCUCCCCCUGGGUGCAGUAACCCUCCAGCCUCUCCUGAGCUGCAGAGGCUCAGGGCAGAGAGGCGGAGGGAACUGGUUUCUCCCAGGAGGAGUGCUCGCCUUAAGGCCAGAAGAGGCGGGUCACCUGAGGGCCGGGACCGCCCCUGGCCUCAGAGAGGAUAAAGGCCAGUCAGCCCGGUCCCAGGUUGCGGGAGCAACGUCGUUGAAGAGCUGUUUCGGCCAGCACCCAGUCCUGUUCCUUCAGAGUUCCUGUCCUUGCCUGGCUCCUCGCUUCGGACCCCACCUUGCCCGUGGAGGACAGUCUACAGACCCUCGACCCAGGUCCUGGACCUCACCCCACGGUAACCUCCCCCCGGGACCAGCACAGGCUGACUGGCCUUUAUCUCCUCUUGGGCCUAGGGCGGUCCCGGCCCAAAGGUGACCUGGCUCAGGAAUGAAGUAUUAUCAUUACAAGAGAAUGGCCAGCCUCCCCAGGUAAUCUAGUCAAGUGACCAUUAACAGGUAACCUGGCAGAAAAGGUAAAAACAAUGCACUCCGAUUUCAGUUGUAGACUGCCUUUUCUGUGAUGUAUGUAUGAUGUUUCUGGGGGUGGUCUUGGACUCCAGGGCGGGCAAUUAAAAAUAUAUAAGGGCUUACAUGCAUAUAUAAGGGCUUAUAUGUCUAUAUAAGGGCUUGCAUGCAGGGCUCAGGGUCCUCCUCCUCUCUCCUGCGUGUGGGUGGAGAACCCUGUUGCAACAGUUAAUAAAGAAAAGGCUUACUAGCUGCUUUGCUUCUCAAUAUUCUCUGGUUGGUCUCUGUUAUUUUCUCCUACCAAUAGAGAACCUACAAAAGGACUGUAUAUGGGCCCUUGGGUACCCCAUAAGGAAAAAGAAGCAGGUUUUUUUCCUUAUAUCACCUGCAAUCAUGUGUAGUGGGUUAGCAAUUUACUCCUCUGGUUGCUGGAUAUGUGGCUAGUAUGUCACAUGCCCCUGUUUACUAUCCUAGGAUUGGAAAUUGUAAGAACGGAAGUCAGUCUUAUCUCUUCCGCUCUGCUGUGCUUUUGCACUGUUCUUUGUCUCCCUGUCUGUUGCUGAAGAAGAGAGAGGGCGCCAUUACGAUCUGUUUGGUUUUGUCUGCAAAUGUGAUGAGCAUCCCCUCAGUUCCUUCAUCCAUGUCAUUUAUCAAGACAUUGAACAACAACGGGCCCAGAACAGAACCCUGCAGCACCCCUCUGGUCACUUUUUCCCAGGAUGAGGAGGAACCAUGAAGGAGUUCUCUUUGGGGUCGGUCCGUCAAAUCCACCUAACAGUUACCUCAUUCAGUCUCAUUUUACCAGCAUCCUCACAUAAAUAUCACAGAGGACUUUGUCAAAAGCCUUACUGAAAUCAAAAUACACAAUUUCCACAGCAGUCCACUGAUCAACAAAGUUUAUAACUCCAUCCAAGAAAAGAAAAGAAAAGAAAAGAAAAGAAAAGAAAAGAAAAGAAAAGGAGAGAUUUCUCUGGCUUGUCUUGUUUUUGAGAAAGCCAUGCUUUCAUCCUGUAUGUUUAUAUUGUAAAAUCUUCAGAUGAAGGGCAAAUACAUUUUAAAGAAGAAUAAAUGAGGAUACAGACAAGCUGGAAUAUUUGCAAAGGGAGGCGAUUUAUGUCUUUAUUUAAUCUGUAAACCACCCGACCCAGUGGUGCCAACUUGAAUAAAAUAUUGGUGGAGGGUCAGGUAAGUCCCGCCUUGCACUAUCAAUCACAUGAUGCAUGCACACCAUUUGAAUGGCAAUGUCUAGAAAGGCGGCAACUUUUUAAAAAAGUAAUAUUUUGAGCCCGUAGUUCAAUUUCCCAGCAGCUCCCCUUGCCCCGCAGAACACUUCUAGCAUUCCAUCUCCUCUACCUGUGGCAUUGUUCAGCAGAAAGUGACCUCUUCACAACGAAUUUCCAUUUGGUAUGGCCCUUUCCAGAUUUUUCCCUGCCCCUUGUGUUUGUCUUUCAUUUGUUCUCCUGUGUGUGUUGCCAGUAGAAGCCACAAUUCUGUGGGUACUCUAGGUGGUGCAGAAAGCACCUAGAAGCUGACUAGAGGUUGAAGUGCCGAUCAAACUUCAGUUUUGCGCUCUAUAAAUUCCAAUUAGCAGUACUGGGGGUGGUUCAGAUUCUGGGGCAGUGCUUUUGGCCAGCAGAGGGUGUCACAAGGCCAGCCUACUUUCCCUUUAAAGCAAACUUGGGUCUCCAGCUGUUUUUGGACUACAACUCCCAUCAUGCCUAGCUAGCAGGACCAAUGGGGAGAGACGAUGGGAACUGUAGUCCGGGAACUGCUGGGGACCCAAGUUUGGGAAAGCCUCCUUUAAAGCAACUUUUGCGUUUGGCCCGCAAAGAUGGGACCUGUCCACGUUUGUAUUUUCUUGUAUUUUGUUUUUCUCAUGACCUUUGUGCGGUUUUUAAAAAAUUCUUAAAAGGGCAAAUUGAAAGCGAAAUUGUAUGGCAAGUAGCAGAAGAAUAAAAUGUUGCAUUUGAAAAAAACACAAAGAAAACCUGGGGGUUGGCCUCCUCCAAUAUUUAAUAGGGGGGUAAAAAGACCCCUAUGUUAGGGGACAUUCGGCACAGAAACGUGUGUAUACCUUUAAGGAGUUUCUGGGUUAAUUGGUUGCAGCUGGCUGUGGCUGUAAAAAGGGAAAAGGAGCGUUUUGUAGCCUGCCUGCAGGAACAACGCCCACCAGAGUUUGUGUUUAUUAUUUUGUAAUAAAGUCUUCAUUUUAGUUUGGGUUUUUACACCUAUGUCUCCUGGAGUCACUCUGUCCUCUGCCACCAGCUGGAAAUCUCCCCCUCCAACAGGUUAUGGGCCCAGUCCCCAGUCCUGAGUGGGCAGAGACAGGGCAUGAAAAGAACCCAGAGACUGGAAGCAACUCAGCGUUUCUCAAGCAGCUGGCUGUGUGAAGGCAUCCGCAGGGAGUGUCUGUUUGAGACCAGGAGCUGAACAAUUCUUCAAGCCACGUGUGAGUAAGGACUGAGUGGAAAGCUGAACUCAAGGGGGGUGGGCUUCCUAUUUUCCAGUAGAGAAACUGAGAGAGUCCAAUUAUAUGUCAUGGAGUUUACAGCUGCAGGCAUUUUAAAGAAAGAACAAUGUUGGAAUGUUAUUGUUAACCCUCCUGUAAAAGAUGAGGAGGAUGAAGAAGUAGAUGAAGCAGACCAAAGGCUGGAGGACAAAGCCUAUGCCAAUUUAAUUUUGAGUUUAGAGAUGUCUCAGUUAUCUCAUGUGCGAGACCUUGAAACAGCAAGUGAGAUUUGGAAAGCACUGAGAGCAAUACACAUUAGAGACACUGCUGGCAGCAAAAUUACUCUAAUGAGAGCUCUGUACCGAGCCAGACUAAGUGAGGGUGAAUGUGUUUCAACACACCUUCAAAGAAUGUGUGAUUUAUUUUCACAUUUCACACAAUGAACUUGGGGAACAUUUUUCUGAACAGAGAAAGGUUUAUAUUGUGCUGUCUUCACUUCCUGAGUCAUGGGACAAUUUAGUGAUGACUUUGGAGGCAAUUCCAGAAAGCCAAUUAACAAUGCAUUUCUUAACUGGGCGUUUGCUUGAUGAGGAGGAAAGACGCCAUGAGAGGAAGGCCACAACCCCUCAACGUAACUCCAGAAAUGGGAAGCAGUCCAGUAAAAGAUAUGCAACUGAUGGGGGGCGGCAGCCUAAAGACGCUGUUGACCAAACAGAGGAAGCAGCUUUCACAGUCAGAAGAUGCUAUCGUUGUGGGUCACCUAAGCAUUUAGUACGUCUGUGCACUGCGUCUGUGGGAGAAAACACAAGAAAAGGGCGGCCUGUGUUUGCUGGGAAGCGAGGAGACAGGAAGAGUAUGUUUCUGCAGCAGUUCGAGGCACCAGUCACGACAUUGGACAAGACUGGAUUUUAGACUCAGCAGCAACAAACAUUUUUGUUAAGUCUGCACAAACCCUUGUAGAAAAGCAGCCUUGUAAGUCUGUAAAUGUAGUACUAGCUGAUGGAACAGUGCAUGAGUCAGCUGGAAAGGGUAGUGUGAAUAUCAGCUGUUUAAGUACCAAGUACCAUGUUUUAUGUGUACCAAGUUUUGAAAAUAAUUUGCUUUCAGUUACAAGCCUUGUUAAGCAGGGAUUUAAGGUAACCUUUUCUGGUUCAGGCUGUAAAAUAGAGAAAGCUGGAAAAGUGGUUACAGCGUCACUACAAAAUGGUUUAUUUGUUUUGAAAGACCAGCUAGUAAGUGAGUCUGGGGCAUGUGUUACAGCCUGUAAUAGAGCCUUGCAUGAUGAGUGCCAGCAUCUGUGGCAUCGUCGUUUGGGGUAUGCCAAUUUCCUCAGUAUUACAAAAAUGCCAGAAUUAAGCAAGGGAAUUAAAAUGAAAAAAUGCUCAGUUUUUUUGGACUGCAAUACCUGCAAGGAGUCUAAAAGUAAGCGGGGGUCCUAUCCUGAAAGUACUAGAAUUAGCAAGAGGCCAUUUACUUUAGUACACUCAAACCUUUGUGGGCCAUUUGCAGAGUCCGAAGGAGGAGCAAAGUUUUUUUUGGUUCUUGUGGAUGAUUAUAGCCGGUAUACUUGGAUACACUUGUUAAAACACAAAAGUGAAACUGGUCAACUGAUUAAAAAUUGGGUCAACUAUAUAGAAAGGCAAUUUCCCUACAAAGUUACCCAGUUGCAGAGUGACCGUGGAGGCGAGUUCAUGUCUGAAGCCCUCCAGGUCUGGUUGAAAAAGCGUGGUAUUAGUCACCGUAAAUCGUGUCCUUUUUCGCCUGAAGAAAAUUCAGUUGCAGAACGCAAGAUAAGGUCUUUGCAAACAAUGCUAGAGUCUAUGCUAUGUGAUUCUGGCUUAUCCAGAAAUUAUUGGGGGGGAAGGAAUUCUCUGUGCUAAUUACUUACAGAACAGAUUGUUUCAUUCUACCAUAAACAAUACCCCUCAUUUUUUGCUUUAUGGAAAAAAAACCCUUUUUAGACCAUGCUAAAACUUUUGGUUGCUGGGCUUGGGUUCACAUCCCAAAAGGACAGAGAAGGAAAGGAGAACCCAAGGCAAAGAGACUUAGGUUUGUUGGCUAUCAAAGUUGGUCAAAGGGGUAUCGUUUUGCACUAGGGCGUGGCAGAGUUGUGAUAUCAAGACAUGCAGAGUUUUGUGAGCAAGAUGGUUGGGCUCGUUUACAUGGAAAUUCAGAAGUUGUGUUAUCUUCUGAUGAUACAGAUAAAUUUGUGAAAUCUGAGGUAGAAAAGCCACAAAUUAAAGAAAGUUCUGAAAGAGACAGUGGUGAGAACUCAAGGGAUGAGGGUCCCAGUACACAAUCUCCUAAAGCUGAACCAAUUUCUCCUGAGCAAGAUGAAUCAGAAAGGGAAGAUAGUUCAGAGGGGGAGAGUGUUCAAGUUAGAAGAUCACAAAGAAGCAAUAAAGGGGGUACCUCAAGAAAGGUUCACUAUACAAGAAGUUAAAACUGUUGAUGUGAAGAAAGAACCUUGUGAUUAUGAGGAGGUUUUAAAGCUACCACACCAGGAAAUAGUAAGGUGGAAAAAUGCAAUGAAAGCAGAAAUGAAAUCUUUGGCAGAGCAUAAUGUGUUUACCAUUGAGCCAUUGCCAGAAGGAAAAAAGACAGUGGGCUGUAGAUGGGUGUAUAAAAUAAAACACUUGGCAGAUGGUGGUGUUAAGUACAAAGCUAGGCUGGUAGCAUGAGGCUUUACUCAAAGAAAAGGUGAAAGCUUUGAUGAAACCUUUUCUCCUACUGCAAGGAGUGAAAGUGUACGUUUAUUGCUAGCUCUUGCAGCACAACGUGGGUUUAAGGUAAACCAUUUUGAUAUUGAAACAGCUUAUCUUAACGCAAAUCUGCAAGAAGAAAUUUUUAUGAAUCAAGCACCAGGUUUUGAGGCAGGCGAACAGAAUUCUGUAUAUAGGCUGAACAAAGCAAUUUAUGGGCUCAAACAGUCAGCCAGAAAUUGGAACGAGUGUCUUGAUAAUGCUUUAAAAAAUCUUGGCUUUAAAAGAAGCUUAGCUGAUAACUGCUUGUACACUAAAGGAAAGGGAACACGAAUUAUGUCUGUCUUAUGUAGAUGAUUUGCUAUACUCUACAAAAAGUGACAAGCAAGUGGAAAAGUUUGCAGAACAACUAAGAAAGGAAUUUAAAGUAAGAGAUUUGGGUCCAGUAAAAAAUUAUCUCGGUCUAGAAAUUCAAAGAACAAACGAUGGAAGUUUUUUGUUGAGUCAAAAAGAUAAAAUAAUGGAGUUACUUGAAAGAAACAAUAUGCAAAACUGCAAGGGAGUAAAAACCCCAAUGGAAAUAGGUUUUUUCAAAAAUGAAGGAGAAUGCACAGAACCUGUAAAUCCUGAAAUGUACCAUUCAAUAGUUGGAAGUUUAUUAUACAUUUCAUUGUGGAGCAGACCAGAUUUGAGUUAUGCAGUUGGAAUACUGAGCAGACUAGUAAGCUGUCCUACAGAAAAUGCCUGGAAAGGUUUAAAACGUGUUUUCCGGUAUUUAAAACAAACACUUGAUUAUUGUUUGAAAUUACCAUCUUCAGGGUCUACAAAAUUGCAGUGUUAUGUUGACAGCGAUUGGGCCAACCUGCCUGAUAGAAAAUCAAUUUCUGGAAUGGUAUUUCAAUUUGGGGAUUCCUUGAUAGGUUGGAAGUCCAAAAAGCAAGGUAUCGUGGCCACAUCUUCAACAGAGGCUGAAUACUGUGCUUUAUCAGAGUUGUGUAAUGAAAUAAAAUUUUAUGUUCAGAUCCUCAAGGAUUUAGAUACACAAUGUGAUUAUCCAGUUCAAAUAUGGGAAGACAAUCAAGCUGUAAUAACUUUGACUGGGUCUGAGCAGUUUAGAAACAAAUCCAAACAUUUAGAAAUUAAAUAUCAAAAUGUGGUUGAAAAUGUGAACCAAAACCUGAUAAUGCUGAAGUAUUGUGAGAGCAUGCAAAAUGUGGCUGAUAUAUUUACAAAAGCACUAACUUUUGAGAAACAUGCACAAUUAGUGACAAAAUUAGGAAUUGUUGUGCGUGACGUGUAAAUAUGUUCUGUAAAUGUUUAAAGUACUGUUGUUUCUGUUUCUGUUUGAAUGAGAGGGGGUGUUGGGGAACAUUCGUCACAGAAACAUGUGUGUAUACAUUUAAGAAGUUUCUGAGUUAAUCGGCUGCAGCUGGCCGUUGCUAUAAGAGGAAAAAGCUGAGUUUUGUAGCUUGCCUGCAGGAAUAACACCCACCAGAGUUUGUGUUUAUUUGUUUGGUAAUAAAGUCUUGGUUUUAGUUUGGGUUUUUACACCCAUGUCUCCUGGAGUCACUCUGUACUCUACCACUGGCUAGAAAUUCCCCUCCAACAUUCCCUACACCCACAGGUCUCAGGAUGCUUGGAAGAUAAAAACACAACAUUAAAACACAAAACAUCACGUGUUAAAAUAGCAUUAGAUGUCAAUAAGAAAAAGGCCUGGUUAAAAAGGUGUGGAUUUGCCUGGCUCCUAAAGCUGUAUAAUGGUUUUUCCGACCCUUGUAUGGAUUCUUUGAUGGGAAGUGAGUUGGGAGCUAUGACUGAAGCUCUUUCCACAUUCCACACACUGAUAGGGUUUCUCCCCUGUAUGAAUUCUGUGAUGGGAAGUGAGAGAGGAGCUAUGAGUGAAGCUCUUUCCACAUUCCACACACUGAUAGGGUUUCCCCCCUGUAUGAAUUCUGUGAUGAGAAGUGAGAUCGGAGCUCUUCCUGGAGCUCUUUCCACAUUCCAUGCACUGAUAGACUUUCUUUCCAAUGAUAUUUUGUUGAUGGGAAGUGGAAUGGGAGUUUUGACUGCAGCUUUCUCCACACUCAAAAAUUUUACGUGGCUUCUCCUCCCUGGGGAUUUUAUCAUGGUCACCUUUGUUCUAAAUUUCCGAUUCAUCACAAUCUGCAAUGGAGACAAAAAGGGAUUAGAGCCUCAGGAACAAAUGGAGAAGAACUGAAAGAAGUUAGGUGUGUGUUCAUUACCUGUGUUGUUUGUCAUUAACCAACAUACCUAUUAUGAGAUUCUGAUGAAUGGUGCUUUGUUUGAUAUAAAGUAGUGGUCAAAAUUGUGGAAGACUUUGCCUACAUGACAGAAGAAAAUCAUCUGGGUGUAUACAAGACUAUAUGGUGCAAUGUAAUGGGAAGUUGAGUGCAAGAACUGGUCUAAAUGUUAGAAUUCUAAGGAAAAAGCCAUUGUUAUCUCUCCAACAAAAGGUUGAAAGAUGAAACCCAUGUUAACUGUACAGCGGAACAAUGAGACAGUGUUAUUUGGAGCAAUGAAACCCAAAUCUCUUUGCUUGGUAGUGAUGGCAUGAAAUACGCGAGGAGAAGAAUCAGAGAAGAUUUACAUCGUACUUGCAUUACACCAACCGUGAAACACCCAAACAGUGUGAUGAUCUGGGGUUGUAUGGCAGCAAAAGGUGUGGGCAGAAUUUGCGCCAUUAAUGGGAAUAUAAAUGCGGAAAAAUGCAUAAACGAAAUACUUGAGCCCAAACUGAAGUGUGCCGCAGGUGAUCUUUUCCCAGAUACUGAAGCAUUUAUAUAUAUUUAUAUAUAUAUAUAUAUAUAUAUAUAUAUAGUAGAGACAUCACCUUACCAACAAAGGUCUGUAUAGUAAAAGCUAUGGUUUUCCCAGUAGUAAGCUAUGGAAGUGAGAGCUGGACCAUAAAGAAGGCUGAUCGCCAAAGAAGGACCAUAAAGAAGGCUGAUCGCCGAAGAAUGGAUGCUUUUGAAUUAUGGUGCUGGAGGAGACUCUUGAGAAUCCCAUGGACUGCAAGAAGAUCAAACCUCUCCAUUCUUAAGGAAAUCAGCCCUGAGUGCUCACUGGAAGGACAGAUCGUGAAGAUGACGCUCCAAUACUUUGGCCACCUCAUGAGAAGAGAAGACUCCCUGGAAAAGACCCUGAUGUUAGGAAAGAUGGAGGGCACAAGGAGAAGGGGACGACAGAGGACGAGAUGGUUGGACAGUGUUCUCGAAGCUACAAACAUGAGUCUGACCAAACUGUGGAAGACAGGAGUGCCUGGCGUGCUCUGGUCCAUGGGGUCACGAAGAGUCGGACACGACUAAACGACUAAACAACAACAUAUACAUAUAUAUUUAUUUUCUAUUUCAACAGGAUUCAGCUCUAUGUCGUGUUGGUGCUGUGUGCAAAAGGUGCAUUCAAGAUAAUGAUAUUUCACUGCUGGAAUGGCCUGGGAAUAGCCCACACUUUAGCCCAAUCAGAAAUCUUUGGAGCCGACUAAAGAAACUUGUUAGUCAGAAGCAACCCAGCAAUAAAGCCCAAUUAACAGAGGCAAUAAUUCAGUCUUGGUUUCACAUUAUUACAGCUGCAGAACUAAAAUUUGGUUCACUUCAUGGGAAGGCAUUGUAAAGCCAUAAUUAAAGCUAAAGGUUACCAAUGGUUACCAAAGGUUUCACGUUUUAUCUUUAUGACUGCUGUUCUAAUAAAUACUCCUUCAUAAAAUUCAUUGCAUUACAUUCUUCAUUAAAUUAUCUUUCCAUUGCUAUAUAAUUUUAUGGUAUUACUCCAGACAAAACUGGUGUUAUGAACUAUCAAACCUCAGAAAUACAGGUGAAUAUAUGAGAUAGACUCAUGACAUGCAAAGCGAGAUAUGUCAAGCCUUUAUUUGUUACAAUUGUGAUAUUUAUGGUGUACAGCUGAUGAAAACCCCAAAUUAACAAUCUCAGAAAAUUAGAAUAUUAAAUGAAAUCAGCAAAACUAGGACUGCAAAUAGAGCAAUAUUGGACCUCUGAGAAGUAGAAGCAUGCACAUGUAGUCAGUACUUGGUUUGCGCCCCUUUUGCAUCAAUUACUGCCUCAAUUCGGCGUGGCAUGGAUGCUAUCAGCUUGUGGCACUGCUGAGGUGUUAUGGAAGACCAGGAUGCUUCAAUAGCAGCCUUCAGCUCUUCUGCAUUGCUCGGUCUCCUGUCUCUCACCUUUCUCUUGGCAAUGCCCCAUAGAUUCUCUAUGGGGUUCAGGUCAGAUGGGUUUGCUGGCCAAUCAAGCACAGUAAUCCCAUGCGCAUUGAACCAGGUUUUGGUACUUUUGGCACUGUGGGCAGGUGACAAAGUCCUAUUGGAAAAUGAAAUCAGCAUCCCCAUAAAGCUUGUCUGCGGAAGGAGGCAUAAAGUGCUCCAAAAUCUCCUGGGAGACAGCCAUGUUGACCCUGGACUUAAUGAAGCACAGUGGACCAACACCAGCUGAUGACAUGGCUCCCCAAAUCAACAAAGACUGUGGAAACUUCACAUUGGACUUCAAGCAUCUGGCAUUGUGUGCCUCCCCAUUCUUCCUCCAGACUCUGGGUCCUUCGUUUCCAAGUGAGAUGCAAAAGCUUCUCUCAUCAGAAAAGAGAUUUGCUGCUGUUCCAGAUUGGUAGAAUCAUAGAAUCAUAGAGUUGGAAGAGACCACAAGGGCCAUCGAGUCCAACCCCCUGCCAAGCAGGAAACACCAUCAGAGCACUCCUGACAUAUGGUUGUCAAGCCUCUGCUUAAAGACCUCCAAAGAAGGAGACUCCACCACACUCCUUGGCAAAUUCCAUUGUCGAACAGCUCUUACUGUCAGGAAGUUCUUCCUAAUGUUUAGGUGGAAUCUUCUUUCUUGUAGUUUGGAUCCAUUGCUCCGUGUCCGCUUCUCUGGAGCAGCAGAAAACAACCUUUCUCCCUCCUCUAUGUGACAUCCUUUUAUAUAUUUGAACAUGGCUAUCAUAAGGCCAUUUGAACAUGGCCUUAACCUCCUCUUCUCCAGGCUAAACAUGCCCAGCUCCCUUAGCCGUUCCUCAUAAGGCAUCGUUUCCAGGCCUUUGACCAUUUUGGUUGCCCUCCUCUGGACACGUUCCAGUUUGUCAGUGUCCUUCUUGAACUGUGGUGCCCAGAACUGAACACAGUACUCCAGGUAAGGUCUGACCAGAGCAGAAUACAGUGGCACUAUUACUUCCCUUGAUCUAGAUGCUAUACUCCUAUUGAUGCAGCCCAGAAUUGCAUUGACUUUUUUAGCUGCCGCUGUUGGCUCAUGUCAAGUUUGUGGUCAACCAAGACUCUUAGAUCCUUUUCACAUGUACUGCUCUCAAGCCAGGUGUCCCCCAUCUUGUAUUUGUGCCUCUCAUUUUUUUUGCCCAAGUGCAAUACUUUACAUUUCUCCCUGUUAAAAUUCAUCUUGUUUGUUUUGGCCCAGUUCUCUAAUCUGCCAAGGUCGUUUUGAAGUGUGAUUCUGUCCUCUGGGGUGUUAGCCACCCCUCCCAGUUUGGUGUCAUCUGCAAAUUUGAUCAGGAUGCCCUUGAGUCCAUCAUCCAAGUCGUUGAUAAAGAUGUUGAAUAAGACCGGGCCCAAGACAGAACCCUGUGGCACCCCACUAGUCACUCUUCUCCAGGAUGAAGAGGAACCAUUGAUGAGCACCCUUUGGGUUCGGUCAGUCAGCCAGUUACAAAUCCACUGAGUGGUAGCUGUGAGGAGAACCUGAGCUUACAGGGUUAAACAGCUCAGAGUGUACGCUCUGCCUACUAGUGGGAGGGGGGAACUCCUACGUCAGUUCCGAGAGACUCAAGUCUUUGUUCUGUCUCUCUACUUUCGCUUUUGAGGAGAGAGGACGUGUUUUCGCGAUGCUGUUCGCUGUGAUAGAUAAUGGAUAGUCUGCUGUAAAUAAAACUGUUUUUAGCUGCUAAGAUCCUGUGUGGACUUUAUUUAAGCACACUGAAGAAUGCACUGGAGUGUUUUGCAGCUUCCUCUAGCCGCUGUUGAUCUCAACUCUGCUAUGCUCAGAAGUAUCGGAUUUUUGGAAUGCAGAGGCCCGCGAUGGGGAAGCGUGCCGGACCUCAGGCUUAUCUGAGCAAUAAAUCAAUUUAUCUAACAGGUUAUGGGGGCAGUAAAUGCAAUUAGAGGAAGCCUGCUUUGAUGUGCUGUGUGCUUAAGAAGGCUGAGAAAACUGAGAAGCUGUUUUUUUGCUGUCGGAAGGCAAAAGUCCUGUUUUGAGGCUUCGCCUGGGAUAAAAGCAGGGAAGCUGGAUGCAAUGCUGUGUGCUGCAAGGAGCCACUGGAGGCCUCUCCUUUGAAGCUGGCUGGUACGCGUGAGUACUUCAAAGCCCCAAUGGGAGCACUGGGGGAGGAGAUGGCUGAGCUCCAGGACUUUUAUGAUGUCCCGUUUGAAAAGCUCACAACCCAGUCCUGGGAUAUCUGGGUUAGAAGAGUCAGGGGGUGGUUUUUGGCCACAGGGUUCUGGGGUAUAGCCCAGAAGGAGCCGUCCCCACCCAUGCCAGUUGCUGCUGAAGAAGGAGGAGCAGAACUGGAGGCUGCAUUGCUGGAAGACAGAGAGCUGAGAAUGCAAAGGGAGCUCUGCAUGUUGAGAGCAAGCGUGGACGCUAUGCUGUUGCCCCACCUGGAGGGCAUUGAGUCGGCUCAGGCCGCGUGGCAGGUGCUGAGGAGUCUGUGUGAGACCUCAGCAGGAGCCCAGGGCCGGGAGAAAGCCGAGAGCAGGCAGGAAGCUGAGAGCCCAGGGGGGCUGCUGGCCAUGUUCCUGAAGUUACAGCUGGGAGUAGCUGCUUUGUCUCCGAGGGGCCGUGUGAUGUUGAGGCCUACAACCAGAGUGCUGGGGAGCGUGCAGGCCCAGGCUGUGCACCCGAAGGUGGGGGUGCAGGGAACAAAGAAAUGGCUGAAGAGGGAGCUGUGAGAGCUGUUGCUACGCGUCGCCGCUGUUAUCGCUGUGGCUCCCCCUCCCAUCUGGUGAGAGAAUGUCCAGUGGAGGAACAGCCGAAGGCCGUCUCCCGUAGCAACCAGAUAAAGAGCUCUUCUUCAAAGCGUGGGAAAGGCAAGCCGAAGGCAGCUGGCAGAGACACUGAACGUAAACAUUUGGCUGCCUCUAUGGCUGUAGUCAAGAGUUGUCAACAGGAUGCUGUGUUGGCUUUUGUAAUAGACAGUGGAGCGUCUCAUCAUCUCGUGCCAUCUGGUGGAUUCCUGGAGAACUGCACCUCUGUAAAAUCUGGGAAGACUGUCUGUUUAGCAGAUGGGACUCGACACCCACUCACGCAGAGUGGCUCACUGUUUUGUUCUUUCUUGCAGGACUCAAUCCAGGCUUUUGUUGUUCCAGGACUGUCCUGCGCGUUGCUGUCUGUCAGUGCACUUCUUGCUGAGAACUACAGAGUGUGUUUUGAGAACAAUAAGUGUUCUAUUUCCAAGAAUGGACAGCACCUAGUCAGUGUUGAAUGUAAAGACAGGUUGUUUGUGAUAAAUGCUUCUGUUGCAGGUCCAGAUGACACGGAUGACACGGAGGAGGCUCAAGCGCAGUGUGCCAAUGUUCCAGUUCAUGAUGCGUGUCAACAUCUCUGGCACAGACGUAUGGCACACGUGUCGUGGGGGUCGGUGAAAAGGAUCCCAGAGUAUACGCAAGGGUGCAAAAUGAAAUCAUGUGCUAAGUUUCUAGAUUGCAGAGCGUGCAAGUCCGCAAAGGUGAAAACGUGCACAUACCCUAGGUCUGAGAGGGUGACCACUAGGGCUUUUCAAUUAAUUCAUGCAGAUUUGUGUGGACCGUUUUCUGUGAGCAGUUUGGGCGGAGCCAAAUUUUCGCUGGUUCUGAUUGAUGACCAUACGAGGAAUUCUUGGUGUUUUUUGCUUCAACGCAAAGAUGAAGCUGCGCCGCUAAUCAAAGACUGGAUUGCGGCUGUGGAACUGCAGUUUUCCACGGGUGCAAAACUUUCAGAGCGAUCGCGGUGGGGAAUUCACCGGGUCUGCACUGCAAAGUUUCUUCCGCAAAAAGGGGAUUCAACACAGGUUGACUUCUCCACACAGUCCCCAACAGAAUGGGAUCGCGGAACGCAGGAACAGGACUCUAGGGGAGAUGUCCGCAGCUCUUUUGUUUGAUGCCGGACUCCCACAGCGUUUUUGGGGGGAGGCUUGGCGAACGGCCAACUUCAUUCUGAACAGGUCGUUCAAUUCAGUGGUAGGUGACACCCCGUAUUUCUUGCUCCAUGGCAAGAAACCGAAAGUGCACUACUUCCGCGUUUUUGGCUGUGAGGCUUGGGUCCUCAUACCAAAGGCCAAAUGCAAGAAAGGUGAACCCAGGUCCCAAAAGAUGAUUUUUUGUGGGUAUGAGCCAGGGACCAAGGGGUGGAGGUUUGCGUAUCCGUCAGGGAAUCAGUCCAGGAUUCUGCUCAGCAACAGUGCUGAAUUCUGUGAGCAGAGUGGCUGGGCAAGGAUACAUGGGAACCCUGACAUCCUGUCAGAGAGUCUGCUAGACUCUGCUGAUGAAGGAGAGGAAGAGGUUGAACCUGCUACUGAGGCUCAGAGUCCAGGCCCAGUGCAGGCAGAGGGAGAACUUCUCCCAAGGCUGUGAAGAGUGAGCAACGCAGUGCUCCAUCUUCCCCACAGGUUCGGCUGAGAAGUCCAGAAGGCGCAGUAAGUCAGAGGGGAGCUCUCUGAUGCCAAGGACGUUCUGGCUGGCCCUAGUGGGUCAGAGGGGUUCCUGAAGUAGUGCUGCGCCGUUCAACGCGGACGACCAAGGGAAACCUCCUGAAAGGUUUGCCGUCACUAGUGUGUGGGUCGGAAUGGCACAGUGUGAACCCGAGAGUUUUGAGGAUGUUCAGAAACUGCCUCAGGAAGAAGCCAGGAAAUGGCAUGAGGCGAUGCAGAAGGAGAUGAACUCAAUGGAGUCUCUAGGUGUGUUCUCCCUCACGAAGUUGCCGGUGGGUGAAAAGGCAGUGGGUAGCCGCUGGGUUUACCGUCUUAAGCCCACAGCGGCAGGAGAACCGCAGUAUAAGGCCAGAUUAGUGGCGAGAGGAUUCACGCAGCGCAGGGGGUUGCAUUAUACGGAGAUUUAUGCGCCCACGUGUAGGAGUGAGUCUCUACGCUUGGUCUUGGCCAUCGCUGCACAAAGAGGUUUGCUGGUGCAUCACUUUGAUGUGGAUGUUGCUUACUUGAACUCAGACCUCCAGGAGGAUCUGUACAUGCUUCCUCCUCCAGGGUUUGAGGGCAAUGAGCGAGGUACUGUGUGGAAACUUCACAAGUCAAUUUACGGCCUGAAGCAGUCGGCCAGGAAUUGGAACUUGUGCCUGAAUGAAGCUUUGGAGAAGCUAGGUUUCAGGAAGAGUCUUGCUGACAGUUGCCUGUUCCUUAGAGGAUCAGGAGACUCACAGGAACUGGUGUUGUUUUAUGCUGAUGACAUCAUCCAUGUUGGAAAGGCAGACAAACAGGUGCAGAAGUUUGCCAAAGAGCUUGGGAAACGGUUUCAGCUCAAGGACCUGGGUGCAGUAAAGAUCUACCUAGGCGUCCAGAUAGCGAGAACUGAGGAUGGUAGCUUCUUGCUCAGUCAGAAAGGCAAGAUUGAACAGUUGCUGGAGAAGUUCAGAAUGUCCGAUUGUGCAGGAGUUCGAACACCCAUGGAGACGAACUUCGUGAAAGAUAGCCAGCAAGCAGAAAGUGCUGAGUUUGAGAAUGCUGAGAUCUUUCAGUCAGCUCUAGGUAGUCUGUUGUAUCUGUCCCAAUGGAGCAGACCAGACAUUGCCUUUGCUACCAACCUGCUAAGUAGGGAAGCGUCAAAGCCCAGUGUGAGUGCUUGGCACGGUAUCAAGCGGGUACUGCGCUACCUGCAGCAUACCAAAGACUUCUGUCUUAAGCUGCCAGCUGAAGGUGAGGCGAAGCUCACAUGCUAUGCGGACAGUGACUGGGCGAAUUCGCAGGACCGCAAGUCUGUGUCUGGGUUGGUGAUAAAGUUUGGGAAGUCACUAGUUGGGUGGAAGUCCCGGAAGCAAAGUCUCAUUGCGCUGUCUUCUACUGAGGCUGAAUUCAGUGCACUGUCAGAUUUGUGCCGAGAACUAGAGUUCUAUAGAUGCUUGGUGCAAGAGAUCUAUGGGGAUUGUAGCUUGCCCAUCACGGUUUGGGAAGACAAUCAACCCUGUUUGAAGUUGGCUGAAUCUGCGCAAUUUAAGGCGAGAACCAAGCAUCUGGACAUACGUUUCCGAAAUGUGUGUCAGAGUGUUCAGUCAGGUUUGAUACGACUGAAGUACUGUGCCAGUCACAGUAACCUGGCCGAUGGAUUUACCAAACCUUUAAGCUUCCAGCGUCAUGGGGAGUUUUGUGGUGGUUUGGAGUUGGGGGUAAGUUCUGUACUUACUGUCCCCACAGUAGCGCAGAGCGAGAGGGGGUGUGAGGAGAACCUGAGCUUACAGGGUUAAACAGCUCAGAGUGUACGCUCUGCCUACUAGUGGGAGGGGAACUCCUACGUCAGUUCCGAGAGACUCAAGUCUUUGUUCUGUCUCUCUACUUUCGCUUUUGAGGAGAGAGGACGUGUUUUCGCGAUGCUGUUCGCUGUGAUAGAUAAUGGAUAGUCUGCUGUAAAUAAAACUGCUUUUAGCUGCUAAGAUCCUGUGUGGACUUUAUUUAAGCACACUGAAGAAUGCACUGGAGUGUUUUGCAGCUUCCUCUAGCCGCUGUUGAUCUCAACUCUGCUAUGCUCAGAAGUAUCGGAUUUUUGGAAUGCAGAGGCCCGCGAUGGGGAAGCGUGCCGGACCUCAGGCUUAUCUGAGCAAUAAAUCAAUUUAUCUAACAGUAGCAUAGUCAAGCCCGCAUUUUACCAGCUUCUUUACAAGAAUAUCAUGGGCCACCUUGUCAAAUGCCUUGCUGAAAUCAAGGUAGGCUACAUCCACUGCGUUCCCUUCAUCUACCAGGCUUGUAAUUCUGUCAAAAACGAGAUCAGGUUAGUCUGACAUGACUUAUUUUUCAGAAAUCCAUGCUGACUAUUGGUGAUCACAGCAUUCCUUUCUAGGUGCUCACAGACUGUUUGCUUAAUGAUCUGCUCCAGAAUCUUCCCUGGUAUUGAUGUCAGACUGACUGGGCGGUAAUUAUUUGGGUCCUCUCUUUUCCCCUUUUUGAAAAUAGGGACAACAUUUGCCCUCCUCCAGUCUGCCGGGACUUUGCCUGUUCUCCAGGAAUUCUCAAAGAUGACUGCCAGUGGUUCUGAGAUCACAUCUGCCAGUUCUUUUAAUACUCUUGGAUGCAGUUCAUCUGGCCCUGGAGACUUGAAUACAUCUAAACUAGCCAAGUAUUCUUGUACUAUCUCCUUAGUUAUUCUGGGCUGUGUUUCCUCUGCUGAAUCAUUUGCUCCAAAUUCUUCAGGCGGGCAUUGUUUUCUUUAUCGGAGAAGACUGAGGCAAAGUAGGCAUUGAGGAGUUCAGCCCUUUCUGUGUCCCGUUUGCAUUUCACCAUCUUCUCCUCUGAGUGACCCCACUGUUUCUUUGUUCUUCCUUUUGCUACGGACAUACCCAUAAAAGCCUUUUUUUGUUGCUUUUAACCUCUCUAGCAAGCCUGAGUUCAUUCUGUGCUUUAGCUUUUCUGACUUUGUGUCUACAUGUGCUGGCUAUUUGUUUGAAUUCCUCUUUGGUAGUUUCCCCCCUUUUCCAUUUUUUGUACACAUCUUUUUUUAAUCUUAACUCAGUUAAAAGUUCUUUAGAUAGCCACCCUGGCUUCUUUAGGCACCUUCCAUGUUUCCGUCUCAUUGGUAUUGCCUGAAGUUGUGCUUUAGUAUCUCCCUCUUAACAAACUCCCAGCCAUCAUGAACUCCCUUUCCUUUUAGUAUUACUGUCCAUGGGAUCUCACCCAGCACUUCCCUAAGUUUUAUGAAGUCGACUUUCUUAAAGUCAAGAAAUUGAGUCCUAGUAUGCUUGGCUGCUCCUUUCCGCUGUAUAGUAGACUUCAGAAGAGCAUGAUCACUCGCGCCUAAUGAUCCUUCCACUUCUACCCCACUAACCAGGUCAUCAACAUUGGUUAGGACCAGAUCUAAAAUGGCUGUUCCUCUUGUUGCUUCUCCCACUUUCUGGACAAUGAAGUUGUCUGCAAGGCCAGUGAGGAAUCUGUUUGACCUUAUGCUCUUGGCUGAGUUUGACAUCCAACAAAUAUCCGGGUAAUUGAAGUCCCCCAUUACUACUAUCUCCCUUCCUUUUGCAUGCUUGGCCAUCUGUUCCAGGAAGGCAUCCUCUAUGUCCUCUGUUUGGCUUGGGGAUCUAUAGUAAACUCCCACAAUGAGGUCUCUGUUAUUCUUCUCUCCCUUAAUUUUGACCCAAAUGCUCUCACUUUGGCUUUGAGGUUCUAAAUCUUGGAUCUCUUCACAGGUAUACACAUCCCUGGCAUAUAACGCCACUCCUCCUCCUUUCUUGUCUGGUCUGUUUCUCUUAAAUAGAUUGUAUCUCUCCAUUAUUACAUUCCAAUCGUGGGACUUAUCCCACCAGGUUUCAGUGAUGCCUAUUAUGUCAUAUUUAGUUUGCUGUACCAAGAGCUCAAGCUCAUCUUGUUUAUUUCCCAUGCUUUGCGCAUUAGUGUACAGACAUUGAAGUCCAUUAAUCAUUCCCCCGUGCCUCUUAUUUAAGGAUUUUUUCCUCCCACCACAGGUCUGCGUGCUGUUUGCUCCAUUUGGUCUAUGACAUUUGGAUGAUCAUCUUCAUCAAUUGAAAGACUCCUACCUUCAGGAGCACUGUCUCCCUCCCCCACAUUAGUCACUUUAAAGUCCUCCUGAUGAGGUUUCUGAGAUUUUUGGCAAAAACAUUUCUCCCAACCGUUGUGAGGUGCAGCCCAUCACUUGCCAGAAGUCCAUCUUCAAGAAACUGCAGUCCGUGAUCUAAGAAUCCAAACCGUUCCUGUUUACACCAUUUGCGAAGCCAGCUGUUCACUUCCACUAUUUUUCCUCUCUCCCUGGGCCACGUCGUUCAACUGGGAGGACAGAUGAGAUGACAAUUUGUGCAUUUAAUUGCUUCAACUUCCUGCCCAGAGCCUCGUAGUCCCUUUUGAUCUUCUGGAGGCUAUUGCUUGCAGUGUCAUUGGUUCCCACAUGAACCAAGAGGAAGGGGUAUUUGACAGUGGGUUUUAUGAUUCCUUGCAGUCGUUCAGUUACAUCUUGGAUCUUAGCCCCGGGGAGACAGCACACUUCCCGAGACAUCUUGUCAGGCCCACAGAUCACUGCUUCUGUUCCCCUCAGUAGGGAAUCCCCUAUCACCACUACACGCCUCCUCUUAGGUUUGGUCGGGGUUCUUCCGUGAGCUGUCCGUUCCAAGGUCGCCUGCACAUUCCCUGAGGACUGACUUUGCUGCUCGUCUUCAUAUACCUGAUCGACUGUAAUGAGGAGAGAUCCUCAAAUGGAGUCUGCUCUUCGUCUUCCAUGCUAGGGGAGAGGACCUCAAAGCGAUUGUGUAUUUCUAAACAAUCAGAGCGAACCCUGGGCCUCCUACUUCUUUGAGUCACGUUUCUCCAUUUAUCUGGCUCCUGUGUUGGUGAACUAGCCUCCUUCUCAGGUGAGUCCCCUGUCUCCUCCUUGGUGGAGACGGUGUGCUCUGUUGCUUCCAAGAAGAGCUCCAGCUCUCUAAUUCUUUGGAGCGUAGCUACACGUUCCUCCAGUUGCUGGACUUUGUCUUUUAAGAGGGCAAUCAACAUGCAAUUGCUGCAGGUAAAGCUGGCUGCAACCUUUGGCAAGAUGGCAAACAUUGCGCAGGAACUGCAGGCGACUGCAGCUGUUCCCUCCCCCUGCAAGGUCUGAUAAGCUCCUCCCACAGCUAAUCACCUGCCUCAACAGAAACCCUGCCCCCUCUGACCUUUGCACAGGGAGAGCAGCUAAUCAGCCACAAAGAAAAACACACAGAGAUAGGUGGUAGAUAGGUGAGGCUGCUGAUCCCUUAUUUUCGAGGCUCCUGAUCCCUUAUUUUCAAAUCUGAAAGUUGACAGCUAUGGACUCACCAGAUCCCAGGAGGGGGCUGCGAUUUGGCACUUGCAGGAGGGACACCAAAGCAACCCCCCCCCUUUCUUGCAGGAAAGGACUGGGGAGGGAGGGGCCUUGGCUCUGGAGGACCAGCCCCCUCUUGCUUCCUGUCCUCUCUAGGAAGGCAGCUCACUUCCCUUUAACUCUUGCAAAGCCGAGUCCUCCCUCGCUCAGCCCUCUCUCAGAUUUUUAUCAUUUUUUAUGCAUUUAGGGGGGCAGCUGCCCCCCCCGGCUACGCCCAUGCCCAGAUAUCCUUUUGGGGGUGAGGCUCUUGGCCAGAAACCAGAGGAAGGGCCUGCAGGAAAAAGGGCUUUGCAGGAGGCAAGGAAGCUCCUCCUAGAAUUCAGGAGUGGAGAGAUAGGAGGGGAUCCCAGGGUCAUCUAGUCCAACCCGAAGCAAGAGGGGGCCGGGUCUAGUUCCCUAAACAGGCAGCCCUGUUUAGGGAAGCUUUUAAUGUUUAAUAGGUUAUUGUAUUUUAGUGUUUUAUUGGAAGCCGCCCAGAGUGGCUGGGGAAACCCAGCCAGAUGGGCAGGGUAUAAAUAAUGAUAAUAAUCAUAUAAUAAUAAUUUAUUAUUUGUACCCCGCCCAUCUGGCUGGGUUUCCCCAGCCACUCUGGGCGGCUUCCAUAGAAACCAAAAAUACACUAAAAUAUCACAGAUUAAAAACUUCCCUGAACAGGGGUGCCUUAAGAUGUCUUCUGAAUGUCAGGUAGUUAUUUAUCGCUUUGACAUCUGAUGGGAGGGCGUUCCACACGGUGGGCGCCACUACCGAGAAGGCCCUCUGCCUGGUUCCCUGUAGCUUUGCUUCUCGCAAUGAGGGAACCACCAGAAGGCCCUCGGCGCUGGACCUCAGCGUCCGGGCAGAACGAUGGGGGUGCAGACGCUCCUUCAGGUAUACUGGGCCGACACCAUUUAGGGCUUUAAAGGUCAGCACCAGCACUUUGAAUUGUGCUUGGAAACGUACUGGGAGCCAAUGUAGGUCUUUCAAGACCGGUGUUAUGUGGUCUCGGCGGCUGCCCCCAGUCACCAGUCUAGCUGCCGCAUUCUGGAUUAGUUGCAGUUUCCGGGUCACCUUCAAAGGUAGCCCCACGUAGAGCGCAUUGCAGUAGUCCAAGAGGGAGAUAACCAGAGCAUGCACCACUCUGGCGAGACAGUCCGUGGGCAGGUAGGGUCUCAGCCUGCGUACCAGGUGGAGUUGGUAGACAGCUGCCCUGGAUACAGAAUUGACCAGCGCCUCCAAAAUGACUCCCAGGCUGCGCACCUGGUCCUUCAGGGGUAGUUACCCUAUUCAGGACCAGGGAGUCCUCCACACCAGCCCGCCCCCUGUCCCCCAAAAACAGUACUUCUGUCUUGUCAGGAUUCAACCUCAAUCUGUUAGCCGCCAUCCAUUCUCCAACCGCCUCCAGGCACUCACACAGGACCUUCACUGCCUUCACUGAAUUAAUUAUUAUUAUUAUUAUUAUUAUUACAACCCCCAGCAAUGCAGGAAUCUCAGCUAAAGGAUGCAUGGCAGAUGGCCGUCCGAUCUGUGCUUAGAAACCUCCAAGGAAGGAGAGUCCACCACCUCCCAAGGGAGACCUUUCCCCUGCCAAACUGCUCUUAAGAUGUCCCUCAAGGCAGCGGGUCCUGAGUUCCAGCACUGCUGAAAUAAUCACACUCAGCACUCGGCCAGAAAAAAUUACAAUGUGAAAAACUUUAUAAGAAUAAUUCAAAACAUCAAAACUAACAAACUUAAGUCUCUGAAAGUCCUUAAAUCAAUCACGGUGGCAGACUUUACCCGGCAGAGAACAAGUUGAGCACUGUUCCAGAGUACUUUUCAUUCUUAUGUAAUUAUAUCUAUUUGAAAAAAGAUUGGUUAAUGAAGAAAUGACAUAGCUUUCUAAUUUCGAGUGUUGAACUAAUUGGCUGAUGAAGAAUUCAAUGAAACAGUAGUUGUUAUCUGGAAACACACUGUUCAUCAGAGUUCAGAGUUGGACUUGAGAACUGGACAUUUGCUGAUUAUACAAAGUUUCACGAAGACAGGAGUGCCUGGCGUACUCUGGUCCAUGGGGUCACGAAGAGUCGGACACGACUAAACGACUAAACAACAACAACAAACAACAACAAAGUUUCACAGCUUCUUCUCCACCGGGGAAAGUCUGUCACCAUGAUUCAUUUAAGGACUUUCAGAAAUUUUCAGAGACUUCAGUUUGUUAUUUUUGAUGUUUUGAAUUAUUCCUAUAAAGUUUUUCACAUUGUAAUUGUUUUUGGCCAUUGUGUUGCUUUUGAUAUAGCUGACUCAUAUUUUGCAACACAGAAAUAAUUGCACUGGCUACCAAGGAGGUACCAAGCGAAGUUCAAAAUAAAUCAUAUUCUCAUCAUGAAUAACCAAAACUUUCUUAGGCAUGUUCCUAUGCAAACAUACAAUAGUAUGCAAUUUCCCCUUCCAGAAAUGCUUACUUGCUCAUUCAAUGGACUGAAAAAGGAUGGUGGUUGUUAUUAUUUUUUACAUUGAUAUACCACCCUUCAUCAAGAGCUCUCAGGGACGUUUAAAACAUAGAACAUAUUAAAAGUAGACAAAUGAUGCAUCACCUCAAAUUCUUAAAGGGAGGGAGAUGCUCAGAGUCCAACCAAAAGUCCCCCCCCCCGAAAUCCAUAAAAAAUAAUAAGAAUCUGAGGAUCUGCCAAGCGCGAGAGGGCUGAGCUGGAGGGACUCGGCUUUGCAAGGGUUAAAGGGAAGUGAGCUGCCUUCCUAGAGAGGACAGGAAGCAAGGGGGGGCUGGUCCUCCAGAGCCAAGGCCCCUCCCUCCCCAGUCCUGUCCUUGCUUUGGGGUCUCUCCUGCAAGGGCUGCUUCGCUGUCCCUCCUGGGAUCUGGUGAGUCUCCUCUCUCUCUGGGAUCUGGUGGGGGUCCCAGGGCUGCAGCAGGGAGGCCUGGGGGCCGGAUCUGCUCCUGCAGGGGGGGGACCCCAAGUCAGGGAGGAGAGGGUCCUGCCAGGGAGGGGCCAGGUCUGCAACGCUCUCCUUCCUGCAGAUCAGAGCAUCCCAAACUCAUUUGACCCUCCUCCCCCCCCUUCAGAAAAAAUCUCCCUUCUUUAAACAAAGGAGUCCCUGGGACUUUAACUCUGUGUGACGUCGCUCAGCCUCAUUGCACAACAGAGGUAAUGUGUGCAAGUGGUUUUCCAAAGCUGAACGAGGAGGUGGACUAGUCCGCCCCCCCCCAAAAAAAAACGGGCAGGAAGGAAGGAAAAGUAGGAAAGAGAGGCCAGGAAUAAAGAGAGGGAUCCCAGCCCAUAGUCUGGCUGCUGCAUUGCAAAACAGUUUGUGUUAAGCUAUCUAAUAGAAUAUUAAAAAAUUCAAUGGAGAUGUCUUUGACCCCGCCCACUUGGCCCUCAGGGGUUGGCCAGAUACAUUCCUGGCCCUCAGAAGAGAGAAAAAGAGCUCUCACCCCACGAAUCUGUCUGGACAGCGGCAGAGAUUGCAGAAAAGGGGACAGAAGCAGGGAGUGGAGGUGGGGUGAGGGUGGGGGGGGCAGCAACUCCAGAGGACCCCCAGGUCAGGACCCCCACUAGAGAAAAGCAUCCAUUUAUCACAAGAUACAAAUGACUCCCUUGUCAGUCACUUCUGACUUCAUGCAUUGACUGGAAGGCAGCAGAAACCAGGUUGAUUAAUCUGACAGAAAUCCCUUCCGUUGCCUCCACAUUCUGCAUUGCUAGAAGGCUAGAGAUUUAUUUCUUCUCCUCUUCCUCUUUCUUCUCAGAAAGAUAGCUCAUGGUCUGGGAUGCGGUGCAGUCCAGCCCUGGUUCCCAGCAAGACUCAUCCAUGCUUGCUCAGGGAACCAUUUCCCCCCCUGUCCUACAAAUUCUGUAACAGAACAAUGUAUUUGCUUUGUAGGAUUUGCUAGAGCUUCUCAUUUAGACGGGCAGAACUUGGCAGAAGACCAAAGGGUUCCUUCCGAUCUCUCAGAGGCUUCCUGAGAGCACAGAUGGAUGAGCAAGACUCAGCUGGCCCCGAAGCAGGAAGAGGCCAUGCCAGCCAAACUGGGAGCAGUGGGGGAUUCUGGGAAAACUCUGUGCAGAAGAUCCAUGGUGAGGUGGACACCCUCCGCUCAGAGGUGCAGAGCCAGCAGUUGAGGCAGUUCUGCUGCCAGGAGGCCAAAGGACCCCGAGAGGUUUGCAGCCGACUCCACCACCUUGACCAUCAGUGGCUGAAGCCAGAAAGGCACACGAAAGCUGAGAUGCUGGACCUGGUGAUCUUGGAGCAGUUCCUGGCUGUUCUUCCACCGGAGAUGGAGAGCUGGGUGAGGGACUGUGGAGCGGAGACCAGUUCCCAGGCGGUGGCCUUGGCCGAAGGUUUCCUCCUGAGUCAGGCAGAGGAGAGAAAGCAGGAACAGAGUAAACAGGUGAGAGAGACUUUCCUCUGGAUACUCCCAAGGGGUUCCAAACAGGACAGAGAACAUCCCAUAAUGGUCUGCUGAUGGCCCAUCCUUUUUCUGGGAAGGCAUCCAUGGAAUGAGAUCUCGUACCCUUCAAGUCUUUGUUAUUCUCUUUCUAGUAUUUCUCCCCAUUCUCUGUUUUGAAUCCUUGUUUCUUUCUCAGGGAAAGGAUCUCUUUGCAGAAAUGGACCUGGAUUCCUGUGAGGCAGAGAGGCCUCCGUUGGACACCAGAGAGAGGCCACUGGGUAAGGAGGAAGGUGGUUUUUCCCCAUUUGGUCCCAUUCUGUUGGUUUUCCAACUCAUCUGAGGAUUCCUUUCAUCUUGUUUUGGGGGGAGACAGUUGGGAAGAAGGAUCCAGAGGAGGGGAGAUGUAUUUCUGCACAACUAACUUAUGAAAUGGGCACAAACGUCCAAAUACUCUCAGUAGGUAAGUCCUUCUCAAAGGCCCAUCUGUAGUUAGAGAUGCCCUGUUUCACCUGUGAGAGAAGCAGGCACUCCUGGCAUCCUGCUUACCUUUUUUCUCUUGCAGGUGGCAGAAGGAUGCCGGCAAGACCUCCUGAUCCGCCUUUUCAUGGGGGCAGAAGGGAAGCAGCGGCUGUGGAACCAGAUCAGGUCAGGGAAGCUGCCUUGUGGGGACAGAGGCCGAGGGAUGGAGCAAUGUCAUGGACUGGUUGGGCACAGAGGAAUGGUGGGAGGAAGCAGCCGGGGAACCAGGAAGGGAAGAUGGCUGAGAGCCGAAGGAGUGGAGGUGGAGGAAGGAUGAGCGGUCAGAGGAAGAAGAGGGAAAAGACUGGGAAGAGGAGGUGUCAGAAGCUGAAGGGGAAACAGGGCUUAGUGAGCUGGGAGACUCUGUGGCAGAAAGCAGUGCAGAAUCAGAGGCAGAAGAGGAAGGAGGCAAGUGGGAGAGGAAGGUCGAGAGGCUGAGGUGAGUCAGGAGAAGGAGGAGCCACCGGUGGCUCCCUCUCCUUUGCCAGAAGCCGCCCUCCCUGCUUGUCUCUCAGAGUCAGGAGAUGAAAAUAGGCUUAUUUUAAUUGUCUAUUGAUCACUGAAUGCUAAAAUUGUUUUCUAAGCAGUUGACAAACAAGAACAAACAGUGGCCUAGAUUCACCAAACCAGCCCUAUCGGAUGAACAAUGGGGCCUGCCCCCCAUUCCUCCCCCUCUCCAUGCCGCCCUGAACCCCUUGAAUUUGGCUCUAGGGCAUUGGGAGGGAACCUUCCUAGAACAGCUCACUAGGAGAGGAGAAAGUGGAUCCUUCCAUCAGGCAAACUGGAAUGCUUGCGUAGGCAGAAUGACUUGGAAAACACAAGGCGGAGUAACACCUAUUUGCACGAAGACAAAUACCCAUAAUUAAAACGCAGAAUAAAAUAAGCACCCAUAAUUAAAAUGUGCUGCAAAACAAUCCUAUUGAAACAACGGAAUUUACAGGAAGGAAACAACAGAGCAUUGUGGAGCAGAUCAUAUUUCUGCUGUCUCAGAGGAGGACAUUUCCCUUUUUUUUUUUUUAGGGUCCAGUGUGCUUUGAAGAUGUCGCUGUUGGUUUCACAGACGAGGAGUGGGCGUUGCUGGAUCCUGACCAGAGAGCUCUGCAUAAGGAUGUCAUGGAGGAGAAUCGUGGGAUCGUGGCCUCUCUUGGUAAGGCUCCCUGUGGGAUCGUCAUACCUGCCUGGAAAUUCAAAAAAUACGUCUAUAGACCAGCCUCACAUAUUUUCACAGAGCUCAAUAGUGGCCCCUAUAACACCUGGGAACCUAACACCCCCACAAUGAACAGUAAAUUACAGUUUUCUCUUUGAACAAUCUUCCUCAGAUUAUUCCUUUUUCUACCACGAUUGGGCUGGUCUAAACUGCCCAGGCCAUCUUCAAUGUCAGCUUCAGAAUUGUUAGGAAAGAUAAGUAGCUUCAGGUUUUCUGUUUUUGCUCCUGUCAGUCUUGGGUUGACCAAAGAGACGACUGACAUUGGAGAUGGAGGGAUGCCAUGACUGGGCCAAACAAAAUUCAUCCCAGAGAAGAGCAAGGCUUACUGAAUUUCAGGUAGAAGUAGCAGUGGUGGUGAUGAUGAUGAUGAUGAUGAUACAGUGGUACCUCGGUUUACAAACUUUCCGGAACAGGACUGUUCUUAAAUCAAGGUAUCACUGUAGUAAUAAUAAUAAUUUUUGUUUAUACCCUGCCCAUCUGGCUGCGUUCCCCCAGCCACUCUGGGCGGCUUCCAACACACAUAUAAAAAUGAAACAUAAAUAAUAAUAAUCUGAUCCCAUAUAUAAAGAACUUUAACUUUAAAAUGAACAACUUCUACUAGUGGCCAAAAUUGUGGAAACCUUUUGUGAAAAGUGUAUUUCUGAGGUUUGAUGGCUCAUAACACCACUUUUGUGUGGAGUAAUACCAUAAAAUUAUAUAGCAAUGGAAAGAUAAUUUAAUGAAGAAUGUAAUGCAAUGAAUUUUAUGAAGGAGUAUUUAUUAGAACAGCAGUCAUAAAGAAAAAAUGUGAAACCUUUGGUAACCAUUGGUAACCUUUAGCUUUAAGUACGGCCUUACAACGCCUUCCCAUGAAGUGAACCAAGUUUUUAGUUCUGAAGCUGUAAUAAUGCCAAACCAAGACUGAAUUAUUGUCUCUGUUAAUUGGGCUUUAUUGCUGGGUUGCUUCUGAAUAACAAGUUUCUUUAGUCGGCUCCAAAGAUUUCUGAUUGGGUUAAAGUGUGGGCUAUUCAGUAUGGACUAAAGUGUGGGCUAUUCAGGUUGCCAUCAGUAUGCUGAUGACACCCAACUCUAUCUGUUGAUGGAUGGCCAUUCUGACUCGGCCCCAGACACACUGACCAGGUGUUUGGAAGCUGUGGCUGGAUGGUUACGUGGGAGCCAGUUGACGCUAAAUCCUUUGAAGACAGAGGUCCUGUGGCUGGGACGGGACGAUAUGGGAUUGGGGGGGCAACUCCCAUCUCUUGUGGGGGCGUAAUUAGUGCCAGCACCGUCCGUUAAGAGUUUGGGUAUAAUCUUCGACACCUCCCUUUCUGUGGAGGCGCAGAUUGCAGCUAUAACAAAGGCGGCAUUUUUCCAUCUUUGCCAAGCUAAGCAGUUGGCUCCUUACCUCUCUCGCCCUGACCUAGCCACUGUGAUCCAUGCGACGGUCACCUCCAGACUGGAUUAUUGUAACUCGCUCUACGUGGGGCUGCCCUUGAGACUGACCCAGAAACUCCAGCGGGUGCAGAAUGCUGCAGCGAGACUCCUUACGGGGUCUUCGCUGCGAGAUCACAUUCACCCGGUGCUAUACCAGCUGCACUGGCUCCCGGUGGAGUACAGGAUCAGGUUUAAGGUGCUGGUUUUAACCUUUAAAGCCCUAUACGGCCUAGGACCCUCGUACCUACGGGACCGCCUCUCCUGGUAUGUCCCACAAAGAAACUUACGGUCUUCAAAUAAAAACAUCUUGAAGGUCCCAGGCCACAGAGAGGUUAGGCUGGCUUCAACUAGAGCCAGGGCUUUUUCGGCUGUGGCUUAGAUCUGGUGGAACACUCUGUCACAAGAGACUAGGGCCCUGCAGGACUUGACAUCUUUCCGCAGGGCCUGCAAGACAGAGCUGUUCCACCAGGCCUUUGGCCAGGGCGCAGCCUGACUCCCUCCUUCGGCAAUCUUCGCGGAGCUCUGGCCCAAUGGUUGCCAUUGGUUUGAUUUGAAUUAAUUUUAUAAUGAAUGAUUUUAGAGUGUUGUGUUGUACUGUUGUACUGUUUUAUUGUUGUUAGCUGCCCUGAGCCUGGCUUCGGCUGGGGAGGGCGGGAUAUAAAUAAAAAUUAUUAUUAUUAUUAUUAUUAUUCCCAGGCCAUUCCAGCAGUGAAAUAUCAUUAUCUUGAAUGUACCUUUUGCACACAGCAGCAACAUGACAUAGAGCUGAAUCCUGCUGAAAAUAUAUAAAUGCUUCGGUAUCUGGGAAAAGAUCACCUGCGGAACACUUCAGUUUGGGCUCACGUAUUUCCUUUAUGCAUUUUCCCGCAUUUAUAUUCCCAUUAAUGACGCAAAUUCUGCCCACACCUUUUGCUGCCAUACAACCCCAGAUCAUCACACUGUCUGGGUGUUUCACAGUCGGUGUAAUGCAAGUAGGAUGUAAAUCUUCUCUGAUUCUUCUCCUCUUCUCCGAUUAAAAAAACUCGCGUAUUUCAUGCCAUCACUACCAAGCAAGGUAGUGUCCUUUUUUAAAAAAAUAAAGUUUUUAUUUAUACAACAAGAAAAAAGAAAAAAAACACAAAUACCAAAUUACACACAAAUUACAAAAAUAACCAUAGUCACCUAAUUUUCUUAGCAAACAAUAAAACAUCUAUUGGUCUUAACACUAAAGACCCAACCUCCCGUCUAUUCCAUAUUUCAAAUUCAUAUUACUUAUUGCCAAUACACACUUUUAUCAUAAUUAAACUUAUUGUUAAUAAAUCUAAUUUCUUAUAUCUACCUUGCAACUAUUACUGAAGUUCCUCAAAUGCUGCGACAGAAUUUAAACUACUAUAUUUAUUUUUCAGAUAUUCUUUGAAAACCUCCCAUUUUGAAACAAAUUCCUGUUUUGAUUUAUUCUUUAUUUUUCUGAUAAACCAUCUAAUUCGGCAUAUUCUGUCAGCUUUUGGAUCCAAUCUUGUAUAGAGGGGAUUUCAUUACUCUUCCAUUUUGCUGUGAUCAAAACUCUUGCUGCCGCUGUCGCAUAUAAAAAGAUACCCUUCCUCUUUUGUGGAAUAUCCAAAUCUGUUAUUCCCAGGAGGUAGGCCUCUGGUUUUUUAUUGAAAGAGAUCUUUAGCAUUUUUUGCAGUUCUGCAUGUAUACUCUCCCAGAAUACCUGUAUUUUCCUACAUAUCCACCACAUAUGGUAGAAUGUUCCUGAGUCUCCGCAUCUCCAACAAUUACUUGACACAUUUUUAUACAUUUUUGAAAGUUUCCAUGGUGUUAGAUACCAUCGAUGUUGCAUUUUUUGAAAGUACUCUCUAAACGUGUAACAGUUUGUGAAUUUCCAAUUGAUCUUCCAUAAAUUUUCCCAUUGGGCCAUGGUUAUUGAAUGGCCAAAAUCCUGGGACCACCUCACCAUUGCCACUGUUACCUCCUCCUCCUUGACUGUCCAGUCAAGGAGGAGUCGAUAAGUUUUGGAAAGAGUUUUUCUUUUAGAAUUUACAAGAUCAGAUUCGAAUCGGGAUAUUUCUGUUGAGAACCCCUUUUGUUUGUCAGAUUUAAAUUUUUCAAAUAACUGAUGAUAUUGGAACCAGUCUGAAAUGUGUUCUCUUAUUUCCUCAAAGUUUUUUAAUUUUAUUUGGUUAUCUUCAUUUUUUAGAAGUAUUUUAUAUGUUGGCCAGCUUUCCUGAGUAUUUUUCCGUUUUACUGCUAUGGCUUCUAUUGGAGAAGUCUACCACGGGGCUUUAGGCUCCAUCAGGUCUUUAUAUUUUUCCCAUACAGCAAAGAGUGACUUUCUUAUUAUAUGGUUGGUAAAAAUUUUAUGAAUUUUCGCUUUUCCAUAUAUCAGGUAGGCGUGCCAUCCCCAACGAUUGUCAAAACCUUCCAGGUCCAGGAGGUCCGGAUCCUGCAAUGUGCACCAAUCCUUUUAGCCAGGUGAAACAGGCUGCCUCGUAGUAAAGUUUUAGGUCGGGUAGGGAAAAGCCUCCUCUCUCUUUUAAGUCUAUUAAGAUCAGGUGUUUAAUCCUAGGUUUCUUCCCUUCCCACAGGAAUUUGGAAAUUUCUCUUUGCCAUAUCUUGAGACAACCUGUCAAGUAAGGUAGUGUCCCAUUGUUCCGCUGUCUAGUUAACAUGGGUUUAAUCUUUUCAACCUUUGCUUGAGAGAUAACAAAGGCUUUUUCCUUAGAAUUCUAACAUUUAGACCAGUCCUUGCACUCAACUUCCCAUUACAUUGUGCCAUGUCAUCUUGUAUACACCCAGAUGAUUUUCUUCUGUCAUGUACGCACAGUCUCUCCACUCGUCCAUCGUCACUUGCCUUUGUACACAUUCCCUGCUUUAACAAGUCUGAUUUUGUAGUGACUGAGUCUCCUUAUACCUCUUCAAAAAUAUAGAAAGGCCAACUUUGGUUAAGUUUCCCCCAAUCUCUCUUCUAAUUUCUCCAUAACUGUAGCCUUCUUCACUUAAUAGUACACUCUUACUCACUUUCUGGGGACCAGUCAACUCUUUGUGCCAUUUCUAUAAUUUUACUAUGUUUUACACCUUCACUAAAUGAAAGAACACACAAAACCAACCAACUUGAUAGCAAUCACAUAACACACUGACAAAAGUCAACCUAAGCAAGUUGUGCUUUCUUUCUGGUUAUUUGGCUAUACUUUUGAUAGAAUACGGGUAAUUGAACAAACUUUGUUGGAUUGCAAUCUCGAUUGCAUUCUUGAUCGAAUUAUCUUUCCACUGAUAUAUAAUUUUAUGACAUUACUCCAAAUGAAGUGGUGUUAUGAGCCAGCAAACCUCUGAAAUACCGUAUUUUUCGCCCUAUAGGACGCACUUUUUCCCCUCCAAAAAUGAAGGGGAAAUGUGUGUGCGUCCUAUGGGGCGAAUGCAGGCUUUCGCUGAAGCCUGGAAGGCGAGAGGCUUCAGGAGAGCCGCAGCGAUAGCCCCACAAGGUCGGGGACAGCGGGGAGGCGGAACGCCGCCAUCCCGCUGUCUCCCGAUGUGGUUUGGAGGCUGACAGCGGGGAGGCGCGUGCUUCUCCGCGCCGCCAGCCCCGCAAGCUCCGGGGACAGCUGGGAGGUGCAGCGCGUCUUCCCGCUGUCCCCGGACCUGGUCUGCAGGCGGGCGGCGGGGAGAGGAGCGCUUCUCCCCGCUGCCUGCCCCGCAAGCUCCGGGGACAGCUGGGAGGCGCAGCGCGUCUUCCAGCUGUCCCCAGACCUGAUCUCAAGGCGGGCGGCGGGGAGAAGAGUGCUUCUCCCUGCUGCCUGCCCUGCAGCGCGUCUUCCUGCUGUCCCCAGACCUGAUCUCAAGGCGGGCAGCGGGAAGAAGAGCGCUUCUCCCCGCUGCCUGCCCCGCAAGCUCCGGGGACAGGUGGGAGGCGCCGCGCGUCUCCCCGCUGUCCCCGGACCUGAUCUCAAGGCGGGCGGCAGGGAGAAGAGCGCUUCUCCCCGCCGCCUGCCCCGUAAGUGCCUGGGGGAAAUAAAAUUAUUUUCUUUAUUCCCCCAAAAAACUUGGUGCGUCCUAUGGGCCGGUGCGUCCUAUGGGGCAAAAAUACGGUACACUUUUUUCCAAAAGUCUUCCACAAUUUUGACCACUACUGUAUAUCAAACAAAGCAACAUUCAACAACUCAUCAGACUCUCAUAAUAAAUAUGUUGGUUAAUGACAAAAAACACAGGUAAUGAACACAUACCCAACUCCCUUCAGUUCUUUUCCAUUUGUUCCCAAGGCUCUAAUCCCUUUUUUGUCUCCAUUGCAGAUUGUGAUGAAUUGGAAAUUGAGAGCAAAGGUGACAACGAAAAAUUCCCCAGAGAGGAGAAGCCACACAAAAAUUUGGAGUGUGGAGAAAGCUGCAGUCAGAGCUCCCAUUCCACUUCCCAUCAACAAAAUCUCAUUGAAAAGAAACUCUAUCAGUGUAUGGAAUGUGGAAAGAGCUUCAGUCAGAGCUCCGAUCUCACUUAUCAUCAAAGAAUUCAUACAAGGGAGAAACCCUAUCAGUGUGUGGAAUGUGGAAAGAGCUUCAGUCAGAGCUCCGAUCUCACUUAUCAUCAAAGAAUUCAUACAAGGGAGAAACCCUAUCAGUGUGUGGAAUGUGGAAAGAGCUUCAGGAAGAGUGCCCAUCUCACUUCCCAUCAAAGAAUUCACACAGGGGAAAAACCCUUUCAGUGUGUGGAAUGUGGAAAGAGCUUCACUCACAGCCACAGUCUCACUUCCCAUCAAAGAAUUCAUACAGGGGAGAAACCCUAUCAGUGUGUGGAAUGUGGAAAGAGCUUCAGUCAGAGCUCCGAUCUCACUUCCCAUCAAAGAAUUCAUACAGGGGAGAAGCCCUAUCAGUGUGUGGUAUGUGGAAAGAGCUUCACAU
Podarcis lilfordi (Lilford's wall lizard) is the source of this 63051-nucleotide messenger RNA. The record is from the annotation of a GenBank genome assembly. Lineage: Eukaryota; Metazoa; Chordata; Lepidosauria; Squamata; Lacertidae.